AUGUUUGAGGGCAAAAAGACGAAAAACAUGUUCCUCACACGAGCUUUGGAGAAGAUCCUGGCCGACAAGGAGGUGAAAAAGGCACACCAUUCACAGUUGAGAAAAGCCUGCGAGGUGGCAUUAGGUGAGUUGUGUUGUUUUCGCCUCACAUUUGAGCUGUCUUGGACUCAUUGAUUUAGACACGUCAUGCACCCUUUCACUUAUUAACCGGCUGUUCUGCAACAAUGUCGCAGCGUUUAGCAACACAGCUCCUCUCAAACUCCUUAUACACUGGCUGUUAACACUGUGCCAAAGUCUUGUAUUGUGAUUUCGCUAAAACUUGCAUAUAUAAUUGACGUGGCAAGAGUUCCGUGGAAAUGAUACGGUAUAAAACACGGAAAUGGUGCAGGAGGGGUGGGUGUUUGCAACACUGAGCCGAUGCUGCGAAACUAGUGGUGAUGUGAAGACAGGCCGAGGACCGGACAGAAAACAAAGUUGUUGGCGACUGAUCCCGUCUUUAAUAUGAAGUGUACCAUCACCUAUACCAGAAACUCUCAUCAAAUAGGAGCUGUCUGUGUCCAAACUGAUUCAUUUAUGUGCCUAACUCCCCUCCAAAGGGGCGAGUUGUUUGUGUCUCUUCCUGGUACACAGGAGACGUAGCCGUGCCCGUUGUGUAGGGUGUGUUAAGAAACAAUGUGUUAGUUUAUCACUUUUACUCAUUAACCUGGUGAAUUAUCAAAGCUUUGGGCCCGCUCCCUUAUGAUUAUGUUGUAAAAUAGACGUCAACUUGGAACAGUAAUAGCAGAAGGUGACAUCUGAAGGGAGCUAUUUGUAUGCUAAUCAAACGGCAAGUUUUCCGUAAUGAAAACACUUUUCCGGUUGAAGCUUUAAUGAAAUUCAUCAACUAACUUAAGAAACACAAAAUAUUAAUUUCAUAGUGCAAAAAAACAUUUGAAUUAAAAAGUGAUUCUUGCGAUUUGAACGUUUCACGUAGCAUCACAUUCCCAAACGACAAAGUGACUAUGCAAGCUAUUGUCUGAGUGACUGUGCUUUUAUUGUGAAGUGAAUGUUACCUGACAUCCGGUUUUAAUUGAAGUAUAGGCGGUAGCUUUAUAAAAGUAUUUGUUAGCAGGUGUAUUUCAGAAGUAUGCCCUUUGUGGAGACUUUCAACAUGUUUAGGCAACAGAGCUAAAAGUGAAGUUCACAUUCAGAGUAGAUAAGUCAUAAGCCGGUCUAUUCAGUUAGCUUUUGAUUGAUUAGAGUGUUGUUAAACCUUUCUGUGUUACUGAACAGGCUGGGAUCUGUCUUGUAGUAACCUGUAACAUGACACUACCAGAAAAAAAAAGAAAAAAUCAACAAUGGGCAGCAGCCAUGCAUACUACCUGUCCAGACAGUUGCUGCCUUGUUUGACUAAUUCAGCUGUUGCAGGGCUUCGCAGUGGCCUUGGAGGCUAAAUACACUGAAUAUGUUUGUCAGUCCUUGCUGUUUUGUUUUGUAAAACCCACCCUCCCACACCAGUGUUUCAUUACUUCCCCCACUUCCCCCAACAGAAAAAACAGUGCCUGUAGCAGGAGGUUAGCUUUCCUUUUAAAGAGUGAUGUACUGUCAAGCUUGGACACUGAGAAAAAAGAUCAUUUGCCUACUCCCACAGAUUGUCCCACAGAACUGUGAUUUGUGCACAGUCUCUCUUGACCUGAGGAUCAGAGCAUGAAAAGCUGGAUAGAUGAGGUCACCAGGCGACUGUCUUGAGUGAGUCAGUCACUCACCCUGUGGGUUUAUACGGUAGAUUUCAACAGUAUACUAUAUUCAGUAUAUAUAUAUACACACUGUAGGCUACUGCUCUUCACGCCGACAGGAAGACCGACUAAUCAAACUCGGACCAGAAAAGCGUUUUCAACUACACCCCCAUGAGGUUGCUGCGCCAUCUACAGGAUAAGUCAGGGAACUUUUCAAAUGGAACAUUUUCGAAGUGAAACUGAAUCUUGUUCUCUGCAUUUUAUCUAUCUAUCUAUCUAUCUAUCUAUAUAUAUAUAUAUAUAUAUAUAUAUAUAUCUAUCUACAUAUAUAUACACAUUAUAUCUAUAUUAUAUCGGCGACUUUCGGCCAAUUACCGAUUAGUCUCAAAUUAGCUAAAAUUUGCAGAUUUAAUCAGCUCGCCGAUAAAUCGGUCAGGCCUUAAUUUUUAAUAAAAUGUAGGUUAUCCAUAAACAACCACUUACAGGUAAAUAGCAUAAAGGUUCGAACUGUCAAGUAGCACCAUAGCUUAAUUGAAAUCACUUAUUUUUGGUAUAUAUGUUCCUGAAGUACUUGAUUCCGAUUGGUCAUUAUGUAGCAACAUUUCAUAGCAAAAGUCAACUUUUUUUAAGAGCAGACUGUUGCUAUGGGGAACAGACUGUUGCCAGGGAUGUGGUCGACCAUCUGUAAACAUGGUAAUGUGUGGAAGGAAGUUUGGUGCAUUUGAUGAUGGGGAAACUAAAGAGAGAAAAACAAUGGAGAAAAAGCAAGAGCUCUACAAACUGGAUAAUGCAUUAUGCAAACACUUAACACAGUAGUGGAUGUGACAGUAUUUAAGAUGGGACAAAUGGAGAAGAAAAUGUUGCAGACUCAGACAGUGACAAAGCAGAAAAACUCGUGCAGGUGCAGUGCAGCUUCAUGUUGUCCUUGUUUAAGUUGUCCAUCAAUAAAAAUGACUGGUUUCACAUAAAUAACAACAGCUGGCUUUUGUCAUGUCAAGAAUAGUGUUGGGGUAAAUCUUAAUUUGUAUGCUGCUAAAACUGUCAGUCUAACAAACUCUUCUAAAAAAGAACGUACUGAAAUGAUGGAAACCUUUCCUAUAGUAGCAGUUGGUGCAAAAUUAUUGUUGGCUGGUAGUCUUGUAAAAAGUUGGAUAACAUAUCUUGUAUGCAUCAGGUCCUGCUCAUCUUGUUGGGGUUCCAACCUGCUCAAAGACCUUCCUGACUAUAUAUUAUCCUUUAACUGAUGCUGCAGCUUCAUUUUUAACCUCAGGUGAUGUUUUGGACAGUUUAUCUACAAUAUUGUAAAUUUAGAUUCACCAGAGAGCAUUGGUCACACAGCUAGUUGAGGGUCUUUUAAGGUCAUGAAAGUAAAUAGUACUCAGCUGAGUUUUAGUAGUAUAAUUUUAUCACAAUAAACUGUAUGUACUACACUGGUUUUCAAGUCUUCCACCAAGGGGUUGCAAAAUAAAAAUGCCUUCUCAAGUGAAGCAGCUUCACCGUAGUAGUGGAUAUCAAAAACGACUGGGUGACCCAGUAUACUGAGUGACUUACAUAAUCUCCUCCAGCUCUAGGGGCCUCAAGACAUCUCAGAGAGAGUGCCUGUGCCAGAGCCUCCUCUUUAAUGACACCUAAAAGUUCCCCUGUCAUUCAUUGACAUUGUUCAGAACUACAUAUGUGCAGCUUUUUGUGUUACACAAGCUGGAGUUCAAUUUAGCUUUUCUGGUACUCAGAUUCCUAUUUGUGCAGGUAAAGUAAUCGUACGAGUUGUUAUUUUGGCUGCAGCCCACACCUGAACUUUAUUGCUGCAGGGUACUUAUAGGGAAAAAAGGUAGAAGGCCCUGUGAGGGUACCUCUACCAGACAGCGAAGCCUCCUCUCCCCCUGACUGACCUUUCACUUGGAUGAUCAAAAUGUCACACAGCAGUUUCCGAAAAAGAAUACCUUCUCCAUUUCUCACACACUCUAACCUGCAGCAUUGCAGGCCAGGCUCCUAUUAUCUUUGGAUCACAGUCGGCCUCUGUGAGAGGAGCUGUCUGAUAGUGUGGAACAGAAAGAGAGUUAGACUGACAGGUAACUAAAAUAUCAAAGCCCCUCAGGCUGGUUAUACUCACUUCCUUUCAGAAGCAAACAUAGACCCUUUUGUUCCUGUUGAUAGUGUCCUGCGAUGCCAGCUCAGUGGAUGAUCAUAGUUUUAAAAGCGACCUGCCCUCUCUGACUUGGGGAGGUUUUUUGGGGGGGUAAUGCUGCUGCUAAAAAAGACUGCCUACUGUGAAUCCAACCAGCUGAGUCAGGGGGAGUCUGUACAAGCUAACACGUUGGAAGGAGUGAGGACUAGUUUCAAUGCUAGUGGUCCAUUAAGGAGGUGAGUCUUGCUGAGCACAUCGCUCAUUAUCUCUUCCCUCCUGAGGGUCAGCUGCAGAGGUCACAACAACCUGGAAACACUUUAGCUGCUGCAUUUCUGAUGCCCCCCCACCCCACCCCUGUUUUUGUUUCCCUCAGACAAAUAUUCUGUUCAUGCUGUGGAUGCAGAUAUAAUGAAGAGAACUUCCCUUUGUCUAAGGCCUUUGUUGUAUUCUCAACAUGUCAAAAAUUUACGGAGUUACUUAAGCUGCGGCCAAUUAAGAGUGGAAAAUAUGGCUUAAUACUGAUAUCAUAGUAUUCUUUUUUCCAGUGACAGAUUAUAGUGUGGUUGUGGAAAAUGCCUACCCCUUAUGGUCCUCCUUUCCCUGAGUUUCCCCCGAUAAAAGUGCCAUUUCCAGAGGUGGCUGUUUCAGAACCAAAACAAUUAGGGGCUUUUGUUGUGAGAAGCUUGUCAGUGCAAGAAUCAUUGCUCCAAGGUUAUUAAACAUUCAUUAAUUUCACAACAGUACCAAUGUGAAGUACUAGUGUGUUAUUUAUUGGUACCUUUUCAAGCUGAAAUCACAUAAUACAGAAAAAAGAUGUACAAUUUCUGUCCCUCCCUUUUGAUUUCAGAACAUAAUGGAAAAAUAAGUUAGCUAAGAUGGCUUAGUAACUCAAACUUGCCUCUAAUGUUAUUCGAGUGUAGUGCCGGGAGCACCAUGUUUGACGUGUUCGACUUUUUUACUUUUUUAUUUUGAAACCAGUUAAUCAUUCUUGCCUAACAUUAUUGCCAAAAAUACAGGUUUUCAUUUUACUUGUGAGAACAUUGUUAAUUUUAAUCCACAAAGUCUUGUUGUAGGAGGGCACAUUAUUAUUGAUGCCACUUUGCUUGCCAGCUCGCCCUGAGAUAUUGACAGAGUGGUUGCCUGUGGUGUGUUCAUGGUGGUCUGAGGGGUUUGACAUUUAUUAACUUUGAAUAUUUUGCAACAUGGGGCAGCCAUGAAAACAGAAAUUAUAACAACGAGGUGCUUCAAUGACAUGGUCCACUGACUGACUCUAGGCCUGCAUCAAUGGUAGUGUUUGUUUCCUUUAUUUGAUUUAUUAGUCCUUGUAUCCUCUAAAUGGAUUUAAACCAGUCCUUCAUCCUGUCAUACCUGUUGUGUGUCUCUUAAACAAUACUUAGGUUGUUUAAGUCAGGAGGUGUGCGCCAUAAAGAGGAUUAUGUACAACCUAAAGAAGAGUGGUGCCUCUGUUCUAGUGUUUGUUUUGAAUGCAGAGAUCUCUAAGAUUUUCACAAGUUUAUCAUUAAGUAUCCUCUUAAACUGAGAUUAAAAUUUUUCAACAACACCGCUUAUGCUGCGUUUGAGUUACCUCGGAAGUCAGAUGUCUGAGCUGGGAAUGACGUCACACCCGAGUUAUCAGCGUUUCAGAUACCAAGUCAGAAAAAAGCAAAAUCGUAGGCUGAAACAAGAUGGUUACAUCUUAUUCUAGCGCCUGCCAAGUCCUUAUGACUUUGGUUGAUGUAGCCAUGUUCUCAUUCCCAGCUCAGACUUCUGACUUCCGAGGUAACUUGAACGCAGCAUUAUUACCCUCUCCAAUUAUACUCCAAGUUAUCAUUGAUUAACAAAAGGGUAUUAAAAAUGGCAGACACCUGCUGCUGAAUUUAAGAAACGUCUUAAAAUAAAUGACUGCAUUGUUAAAUUCAAGCUAACAAUGCAAUUGCAGUUGCUGCUGCCCAUUCACUGGAUUUGCAUUUUCUGAUGGUUUGAAUAAAAACCAAAACACAAACCUCAUGAUUUGGCAGGUUAAACUGAUGCUCCCUCGGCUCUAAAUUUGAACCCAGAGAUGGAACAAUUUUCCGAGGUCAGAAGCACAUGGAAUAAAACUUUCAGUCACAAAUGAAAUCAACAACAGUAACAAACAAGCAGUUCUUUUGAACCAAGCUCAAGGCCACUGCCUGCCUGGCUCACCUUUUCUUCAGUCACAAACCUGGCAGGGAAGCCAACGGGCCGAAUGCACCUCUGAUCAUUGAAGGACGACAAACACAUGCUCUUUUGUGAUAAGCUGCAGCAUAGUCGCCACAUGCUCACCCACGAUAAGCAAUGGGCUAUAAAUGAUCACAUUUGUUAAUUAGGGCUUUUAUCAUGGCUCCCUGAGGACCACUUCCCAAAAUAUGAAGGGGGUGGGAUGCUGUCAUGUCAAGUCUGUUUGUACUCUAACUGAAUUAUGAAGCAACCCCUGAUUUUUUGUAUCUGACAACCUUUUUACCAGCGUCCCUCAUGUUGUUGGCAGAAACGUAUGAACCCUGAAGUUAAACUGAUGCAGGUUCAUUUGGCUUUCCAUGCUGCAGAGGCACAUUUGGUUUCUUGUUUAUGAAACUCACUGGCAUGGCUGAGGAUGAGAACAUUAAAAUGAGGGGAGAGACCGCAGCUGUCAGCUACAAUUUUCUAUCACAUAUAUUGAUCAGGGUGCUGUGAAAGUCUAUGACUUGAGUUACUCUUUAACGACUAGAUUAACAGAAAUCAGAUAUAUUUGCAUGUGUGUGUCAUCCCAUACUCUAAACACGUAAAGAGGAAGUUCCUGUGACAAAUUUGUGAACAUCAUGAGCAGAUUUGUCAGCUGAUAUUCAUCACAAAGACUUCAAAUGAGGGCAGAACAUUGAAUCUAAAUAUGUUGUGUGGGUUACAAAGUACAUUAUAUGUGCUGAGAUCAACUUUUCCAUAAUCAAGCUACUACCUUGCCCUAAAGGAAAGACAAAUGGAAAAAGGGUGAGGCCCUUGUGCCUGGUUUCUGUCUUGUUUCUCCCCUCCAGACUAAGUGCAAACACUUUAGCUUACUGUAACCCCAAAGGUUGACUGGUAUACAGAUAAUGAGCAGUCAAUAUGGCAGGUCUGGCGCUCACUCUGAGAGCAUAAAUAAUCCUUUUACCUAUAUGGAAAGGACAGUUAAGAUGAGAAGAGAGUUUUUUUUUUUUUGUCUUCCACUUUCUAAUUUAUUUUCUUACACUGAUACUUCCAUAAAUAAUUCAAUAUUUCUCUCUGCUGAUGUCUCCUUCAGUCCUGGGACAGGUGAUAAAUUAAUUAUACGGCAAACAGAUGAGGAGAAGGAAGAGAAACCCUUCUUUUUCUCUCUUUUGUUUCUGUUUCAUCUUUUGGGCUGUGUAUUUGUUGUUUGUAUCCUCCAUUGAUCUGCCAUUAAUAUUCAGAAGACACUGGCACCAAGUAUCACCAUUACUAAGUAGGAUUGAGGAAUGAACGUCUGUAAGAGGAACUCAUAAGAAAUAAGUUUUUUUCCAUGUUGUGAAAUGACAACUUCAUGUUGGGGGCAACAGAUACUGUUUUGUCAGGGCCAAUACCAAUAAUCAAUAGCUUCUUACACCGAUGAUUGAUAGUUAAAACUGAUAUGCACUGACUGUUAAAAUGAAAAACGUUGCUUGAUUGCAGAUAGCAAAUGUUGGAUCAAAUUGGAACAUUCAACAGUAAACCACUUGAACUUACUGUCCAACCAUUCAGUCCGCUUUCUUUAGCGCAACGUAGUAGCUUAUUAUAAUGGAAAAGACAUGCUACAAAUAAGCACUAUUAAAUUUCAUUUUUCAUAUCAUGAUAAAUAUCGACUGAUAUGAAAAAAAACUUUUGUGAUAAACUUUGUCCCAUAUCGCCCAGCCCUUCUUGGUCAUGUGACAUCUAAUCUAGCCAAUCAGAUAUUAUUGUUGGUGGGAUAUUAGGUGAGACUGUAUGGUGCAUGAAAAACAGACCCAAAAAGAAAGGCUGAUACAGAUAACGAGCCAAAUGUCAAAAUCAGCCCAUCUUAGUCAGUCUAUUCCUACUCUUUCCACUGCCCAUACACGCAAUUAGAUGUUAAGCAAGGGCACUAAAAUUGUUAGCCAACUCCUAAUGUGACCCAACUUUGCUUUGUGACUCUAUAUUUCACUUGAUUUUACUGCUAACUAAUAAAAAAGUGUAUGCAAGACAAAUGAUACGUCUACACCUCAGUUUUUUGAGUCAUUUUGAAGUUGACACUACUGUAGUGGAAAGUUCUGUUACUCUUGUGUUAGCAGUCAUUACAUUUCUUCUUGCCAUCUUCCUUUACUCUGCCAACCUGGCACUUGUGGUUACAGUCAUCUCGCACCUACAUGCAUCAACAGAGCUGUCCAACAUGGCUCUGCAAUGCUAAGAGCUAAGAAUAACAAUUUAAAACUAAAUUUCUCUAGAAAAAAUCAUCAAUUAGUCAUUAAUUAGUAUGACAAAAACUUUGUAAGAAGUUGUGUAAAAAUCUUGUUAUAAGUGUUAUUUAGUUUUUGGAUAUGACCCCUGUCUCAUCUGUUAACAUGGAGGCACUAUAACCUUGAUUGCAGCCACCCUGAGUCUUUUGGCAUUUACCUUCAGUACGCUGUUAUGUCAUCCAUCUUUUUAUACAAUCUUCAAUGACUAAAGAUCUUCUUUGACGAUAACACAUUGCUAGUAAGAGACAUCAUGUUGUUGUCUACAGUCAAAGUAAAAGCCAAUUUACUUGCUUCCUCUCUCUAAGCGAAAUACAAAUGUAACAACAAGGUGAGAUGUUGACUGUUGUAAAAGGACAAAAGUAGGUUUAAAGUUGUUAACAGUACAAAAGCAGCUCUGAGAGGACUUGUAGACAAAAGGGGAAAAGUUUUGUGUCAUCUGCAAAGAAGGGCCUGGAUUUUACACAAAUACUUCCUUUUAACUGUUUGUAAAAUGUGGAAGAGUAUACUUGGAGUUUAAUGAAGUUUAACUGUAGAGUUGUUGAUAGUUCCAACAAAGUUAGAAGAACUUGAAACUAAGCUUGACUCAAAAGAUUAAAAAAAUCAACUAACUGGUCGUGUCUCUAAGAGAGCUUUUUUCUGUGUUUUUUUAACUCCAUUAUAGCUUGCUGUUAAGCAUGCUGGGACCUACAAAAGGGCAGCUCUGACGAGGAAGGGCACUCCAGCUGAAUGAGCUGAGGAUGCAGCUCAGUACACAUAUUUAUCUCACACUGACUCGCUAUUAAUCUCCAGCUUGUGCAGCACAAUCCUGCCCAACUAUAAUAACCUCAUUUCUGAGGACAGAAAAUGCAAUUCAUAGCGCCGUUGCAGAGAAGUGCAAAAUCAUGUAUCAUCAGUGGAGUUAUUAGAGAUGAAUCCAUUUCAAUAACAAAGCCAACAGCUGAGUAAUCAAGGCCGUGUGGAGGCCGAGUGCUUUGUGACUUUUUGGCCAGAAUAUGAAAGCCUGAAAUCAGCCAGGAAUGAGACUAUUGAUUAGACACAGGCUUAUGCAAGUGUGAGUGAGUGGGUCCAUUGCACACAGACCUAACACACACAUAGACACGUACAAGCAUGUCCAUAUACAUGAACACACACACACACACACACAAUUAGGUAGCCCAGACAACCUCUGACAGUGUUUCCCUCUUCCCCUCCAAAUGUAAUUACUGCUAUGCAACCUUUCCUUUCAGCCUGAACAAAAGAAAUGUCAGGGGGCUGAUUUUUCUCAGGCUCUCUGUGGUGGUCGCUGCUGCCCUGUGUUUAUCUGUGUUCAGGAGGUGGACGUGGACACCUACACAUAGAUUCCUAUUUAGAUUAGCCAGAGCUGGUGUGCCUCAUUAUCAUCCCCACGGACAUAAUAUUAUUACAGCUUGUUCUUAAGCUGCUUUUGCUUUAUAAAUUAUGCUGGAGACAUAAAACUGUCUAUGGCAUGAAUGAUGAAGUCAUUGUCAUGUGCUUGACGAGGCAACCUUUUACGUCUUUACCAUCAUAAAGCUCCACUUUAUAUCCAUCCUAGCCUUGAGGGUCCUUUCAUACCUCCUGAGUUUAUUCCCCACAAUCUCACACAGCUUCUUUUACUUGAGCUGCCUGAACAGCAUACACAGUCAGUGGUCUGUUGACACACUAUCACCAUGACCACUGGUUUCUAUCAGGGUAAAGGCAGACCAUGCACUGGAUUGGAUUUUUGCUGGUUGCUGCAUACAAAGUGGUGAGAGCCAACCAUGGGAGGCAUGCCAGGUGCAGAUGGGCUCUAAGCUGUUUGAAAUGGAAAUAGUACCGCAUGAUGCACUGCGCCCUUUCUCAGUAUCUGACCACUUGCUCAGGUAGCAAUGACCUCUGACCUGUCUGUAGAUGUGUUUGUGUGUCUGGAAGCCCUUAAUGACGCAGUUUGUGUUCAAAUAUUACUGAAUUAACCUAGCCAAAAACGCUUUUCUGGUCCGAGUUUCAUCAGUCGGUCUUCCUGUCGGCGUGAAGAACAGUAGCCUAUACCUACAGUUUAUAUAAUUUUAAUAACUUAAUAAAAAAUUUAAUCAGUAAUCGAAUUUUUCGCCACUAAUAAUCGGUAUCGGCAUCGGCCCCAAAAAAUCCAUAUGGGUCGGGCCGUAAUUUGUGAGAUGUGCUACAUGAAAAUAAAAUACAGUAUAAGUAAGACAUACAUAAAAAAAAAGACAAAUGCUAAAUUAGCUAAACAGUUGGAAAAAAAAUGUAUAAAUUGCAAUAUAUUGUAUCGCAAUACUCACUGUAUUGCAAAAUGUUAAAAAUCGCAGUAAUAUCAGAUCGUGGCCCAAGUAUUGUGAUAAUAUCGUAUCGUGGGGCCACUGGUGAUUCCCACCUCUAGUUUUAAUGUGAAAUGCCAUACACAGAAAAGACCAAAAUACAUUUUACUACAGUGUUAGAAUAAGACCUAGCAUGAUGUUUCUUUCUUGUAGCCUCGUAGUAUGAACACCUCCACACACACACUCUCGCUCAGCACGUGGAGCUGUGAGGGACAGGUUUAUAUAGCUGAUUUGUUUUGGAUCCCAGCCUUGUCCUUGUCCCUGCUCUCUCUCUCUCUCUCUCUCUUUCCUCUCUGUGUGUCUGAGCUUGCUGUCCCCUCCCUGCGAGCUGUUUCUUGCUGCUGGUCUUGCAGGGCCUCUCCAGAGAGAGCUGUGUGUUGAUCCACAGUCCCUCUCGCUGGUGGAGCAGCCGUGUGCCGGCUCUGCUCUGUUUUAAUUGACAGUGUGUUAGAGCUCUCCUGAGAUUGUUGGUGUGUGUGCAUGUUGAAGUAUACAUGCAUAACAUGUUUGUGAGAGCACUGUUGCAUCAGUGGUUGUUUUAUUGUGAUUCUGCGUGUGUGACGUUCUUGACGGCAGAAUGUCAACUUAUUGAAUUAGUGUUGAUCCGACAGCUUCAGUCAGCAUGAGUAUUUUCCUUUUUCUGGGUCUGUGUAGCCCCACUGACCUGUCUCUGCAUGGCUCUGCCGGCUGAACACACUGAUCAUGAAGUCUACUCUUCAAGUUUCUUUCACAGAACAUUACAUUCAUAUUGUUGCUUUGUUUACUCUAAACUUUUUAAAAUACUAGCCCUGCUCCUGACAGCCAGCUUUGACAGAGAGCUGCAGGGCUACAUCAACAAAUAAAUAGCAGUCGGGUAUUUUUCAAUGAAGUGUCCACAUUGACAGCGAGUGGAGCCCCCUUGGGUGUAAAUAAUGGUUACUUUCCCCUUUUUCAACAACAUUUUACAGAUUUACUUCACCACACAUGAACUGCUGCUGGUAAAAGAAAGUACUUAUAGUUAUAGUAUUUGUUUGAGCUUGGAAUGAAAAUGUAAAUCCUGUCCAAAUGGUCUUUGAUGACAGACUUACACUGACGCUUUCUUUUCUGCAGUUAUUGAGAAACUGUCAGAUCUUUUAUGAACGCUGUAAAGCCCUAAUACAUGCAACAUUGCCCGCUUUAAAGGACUUAUGAAAGCGUCUUUUUCUUGCUCAGUGUAAACAAAAUUUUGAAGAUCUAAAGAAGUGAAAAUUGAGCCCUCCUCCCCUGCAGAAAAGCAACUUCGGUAACAUUCAUUGUUACUCACAAAAACCUAUUGUGUAAAACCUUUGGACUGAAAGAGGAAAAUGCCUUUUCAUCUUCAGAACAGAUUUGUAACUGUGUGUGUGUUUUAUAAUGAAAUCAUGUUCUGCACACAUCCACUUUUCAUUCGCUCAGUGCUCUGUGUCCCUGCUGCAUAUCUACUGCCUCUUAUUGAUCAGUAGGACUAUUAUACUAUACUAUUACACAGUACUGUUUGGAUCCGUCUUUGUCAUACUACUUUAUUUUUGUACAUGCACAAGAUAAUCUAAACUAAACAUGAACCCAUGUGAUUAAAAAUAACCUUGUAACACUAUCAUUUGUGGUAACACCUUUGGCUGGAGGGAAGCUGUUAUUUUUCACUUUAACAGUUUCUCUUUCUGACCUUGACUGUUCAGCUGAAACAUUUUGAAAGCAACAUCUCAACCGAUUAAAUAGAAGCUCCAGGGCUAUUAUUUUCUUUCUGUUCCCUAAACUUGAGCGUGGCUGUGAUACCUUUUAAUUCUGUUAUACAUAUUGAGUUACGAAAAAAUACAUAAGUGAAUUACAUGCAGCAUGUUUUUUUUUUUUUUUUAUGGGGUUCACAGGGUUCACUCAGCCCUCUGACAGCUGCUCUGACACCUGCAGGGGGAUGUAGAAACAACAAGUGGUCCUAUGUUCAUAAAUAAUACAAUAUUUUCAACUCAUGUGCAGCUACCAUUUCUUACAAGGAUCAAAGUCAUGUUCAACCUGUGUCACCAGCCCCAGGAUAGAGACUUUGUCUCAUGCAUGGUUCUGCAUCAUGUGAUUCCCAUGGCUGCACUGCACGUACAGCAUAAGCUGCAGGUGUGGGCACUGAAAGCACAACAGCUUUAUUAACAGUCCGCUGCAUUAAUGAGCUCCAAGAAAAGACGGGUCUGAAAGCGGGAAAACACACACUCUAAUGCAGCCUCUCCUUGAUGAACAUCUGCCUCAACAUCAUGCCAGAGUGUCUGUGAUGGCAGGAGCGUUAGGCGCAUGUUUACUCUUUGCAGGCGGGAUACACGCGGAUCCUGCAUGUACAGCAGUCAGUUCUUUGUGUGUUCAAUUUAGGGCUGCGCUGAGAUGAUAUCAGACAGACUUUGAUUGUAGAUUGAUAAUGGAAAAUAAGAAACGGGCUACUUUUGCUGUUAAACAACAGAAAGUGGCUGAAUGACGUGUUUCAGGUCAUAUGAUUAACCUUGUAUCUUUUGAGAUGUGACUGAUACACAUGUCCAUUGCAGUUACAAACAUUUUAUCAUUUUUACAGUCUGAUGCAAUCUAGUGAAGGAGUAUUCACUGAAAAACAAGCACCAAGAAAUCACAUGAUACAUGAGUCCGAACACAAAAGAAGACCUGCGAUUCCACUGCUAAUGUUUCAGGCAAGCUGUCGUCCGUUUGCGGACACUCCCAGCGGGGUGCUUUAAAGCUGCUGCUGUCUGGGGAAUGCUUUGUCACGCCACUAAAGCUGGGUGGCACCUGGGAAGAAACUGUUAUACUGCUAGUAGCUCCUGUCAUCAGUGAGAGACAGGGAACAGGUUGUUUUGUCGAGCGGGAAUGAGAAUCAGGUGGGGUUUAAUGUGAUGCACCACGAGGGCAGACAACCGUUCUGCUUGUAUGUGCUAAUGAAAGUUGAACUUUCUAUAAUGUGUCAUAAUGUGCUGUAGCUUCAUUUUUAGCUGCUCCUCAGUAUUUAUUUAUUCUGUAAAAGUUGAGUUAAUACACAUGUUUAUCUUUUGGCACUACUGUUUACUUUCAUCCAAACCUAUAAAUUCGCAUUUGGAUCAUGGGUGUGAGCUAAAAAUGCUUCAAGGACUUUGCUCGUGGUUUCCUGCUCGAGUGGAGCACAUUCUUCAUUCCCUCGGCUCAGAUUUUCCUCCAGAUAUUCAAGGGAUUUAAACUGGUAACCCCGCUUCAAUCCUGCCUCCAACCUUUGGCUUAGGGUUGGCAAAUACUUCCCCUGCUGAUUCAUCAGUCUUAUCUAUUACAGCUUUACAUUUGCAUCCUGAGAGGCUGACUACACCAUUGUGCAUUUGAUAUCUAAGCCAUGAUCAGCUUUCAGUCUAGCUCAGUAUAAGUGUGACUGAAAGGAUCACUGAUAAGCCUCUUUGUAACAUGUAGUUUUAUCAUUGGAGCAUGGCAGAAACCUGUGUUUUUCUCGCUGUCAGGCUCACAGACGACGUGUGAUAUUGCCGCAUUUCGGUGCGGCUUAAGAUGUGUUCAUUUUCAGUCGCACACUGUCACCUGGAGCAGUGAGACUGUUUUGUCUUAUAUCCCACAGUCCUCUGAUCACAUGUUCAGCAUGUAUGCACUACAAUGUCAUCACUGUGCUGCAUAUAACACUAACAGAGGUGGCAUUUGGUUGUUUUGCGUGAGAUGUCUUUGAGCUGAGCUGCUGAAGCUUUCCCUUGAUGUCGUCAUCACCUCAUGUAUUUUUUACAGACAGUCUUGUCUUGUCAUGUAGGUGUCGUAUGUCAGACUUUGUUGCUCUGAGCGACCAAGGCUAUUAUGUUUGCUUUAAUAAGUCUGCCACUGAGGCUGUUUCACAUGGUAGUUUGUCUCUCUUCUAGCAAAUAUUUUGAGGAGGGUGUGAUACAUGUAUUAAUCUUGUUGUGGUUGGAAAAAUUGAAACUGCUAUUUUCAUACGUCAACAAAGUAGGUACAGCACAUGUUGAAGUGAGUCAUCAAUCAGAAAACUCAGGAAUUUGUAAGUGUUUACAACCUCUAUCUCCUGUCUGCCAGCAGUGACCACUACAGGUACAUUGUGUGAGUCCAUAAACAACAUGAGCUUAGUUUCCCUGCAUUUAGAACAAGCUUUCGCUCAUGGAGUAUAAUCUAAACAAAUGUAAAAAUGGAUUCUGCAAGUAUUUAACAACCUGUAUAAGAGUUGCUGCACAACAGCAUGUAACCCUGUCAGCAGCAUAAAAUUGAACACGGUAUCUGAUACGUUUUGCUCCAGAUUAUUCACCUAAAUAGAAAACAAAAAGGGGACUAGAAGGGAGCCCUGAUGCACACCUUUAUGGAUACUUAUAAUAUUAGCACAUAGACAGUCGUGCCUUGUGCAUUAUCAGAGAGUCCAUUAACCAUAAGUCUGUGCUUUUAAAGCUCAUGGUCAGCUGUGUCUUAAGGAAGAGUGCUGCACAGUGUUCCUUCUCUUAGAGUGCUACAGAAAUGACAUCUACCACCUUCAAUGUGAUAGUCCGAUGCAUUUUUUCUUGUUUUUUUCCCACUGUAUGCUUCAGUAAUAUUGUAUGUAAAAAUAACACAAUAACAUUUGUAUUUUUCAAAGCACAUGGUGUUAAAAAGCUCAGACAUUUUGACAACCAAAGUACCGAAACAGUAGCUCUUAGUGUGGGUUGAAAUGCUCUCUGAAAUCCAGGAAGUAUUUUAUUUCCCCAUCAGGAGAAAGAAAAAAACAAGAGUAUCUUUUGACAAUGGGGAAGUACCUGUCUGAAGUGCACAUGUGUGUGUGUGUAGACCCAGCUGCAUUCAUGCAUGUCAGGUCUGUGCACUUGCUAGCCCACAGAAACCCAAACCCACUCAUGCCUAUUCUAUUUCCAGGCUUCGACCACAGUCACUCCACACUGGAGAGCAGAAAUGAUUAGCCAGCUUUAAGGCAGCUUUUUGGGGGUUCCUUGUAUGGAAAAAUAGGGAUUCAUGCAAAGUUAAACUCCGGUGAAGAGCUCACAUCCAUGCAGAAUCUGGACUGACUUUGGUUUGGUUGGCCAGACUUUGUGGACAUUGCUGCUCAAAUACUCACAUCACCCACCAAACGUAGUUAUGCACCAGAGAACCACUCAAUUUCUACUUGUAUAUGACCUACCCUGUGUCUCUUGAUGAUGAAAUGAUAAAAGUGGGACUUAAGUGUCUCUUUAGGGAGCAUUCAGCGCCCUGGCAUUAACAUUCAUUUAAUGUCAUGUACUUUAAGGAUCUGGGUCAAAGUCAGAGGAGAAAAAAGUGCCUUGGAGAUGAUGCAAAUGGUUGAGGUGAUAUGUAGCUUAGCAGGCUGCUCUCAUGCAUUAUGAGGCUCUCAAAGGCUUUGUGUUGAGGUUUGGUCGGGGCUUAAGUCACAAGAGAGCACAGUGGCUUUCUCUAAUGUAUCUGGUCAGGCAAAUAGGUGCCUUAUGUAUUCUACCUCACCACUGGGGUUUGGUAAAAGUAGCGUUAAAGCCUCAGUGUUAUAAAAGAAGUGUGUAGGCCAGCCUUUUCUAUUCCCACCAGGAGCUGUGUUAACAAUGCUUUUUUUGCAGAAUCAGGCUCGUAACACAGUUUUAAUUAUUAAAUUAAACAUUUAUCACAAUUUGUUCUGCAACUAAAAAUCAAUUUGUUUUAAGAGUUUCUUUGAGUAAACUUUUUUCAGCUGAACUGACUGACUAUAAUUUUGCAGCUGUAUUUGCCGAGAGUAGCUUCUGUAUCUAUAGCGAAUGAAGAUUGGCAUAAUUUUUUUCACUGAAUGCACCAAUUUUAAGCUUUGAAGGGUUCUUUUACUUCGACUUCCAGUAUCACAUUUCUCAGGUUUCGCUCGCUAAUUCACUGAAGCCCCUCAUUUGGCCUCUGGUGUUUUUCAUUUGAAUGCUUGAUUAAAAAGUGGUGAACCGUUUGGUGUAAUGUGUGCGGCUGUUUUCCUGUGUAUUUAUUCAGUGGAAUAGCUUUUAACUACACUACUGAACAAACUACUGCUCCUGCUGUUACUUCCUACUCUUGGAUUAUACCUGGAACAAACCAGGGCAGAGUGCAGAGUAUUGCAGUGAUUAGCAGUAUCUGCUAUGAGCUGGGGCAAAGGUAUUAAAAUUAAGAAGAGUAUCAUUAAACUAUUUGUAACAAGAGAUUUUUCGAUUCCAAUUUUAUACCCAGUGACAUGGGCUUGAGUAUUAGUCAAGAAACUGAGUAACUCCACUGAUACCAUUCUUAAUUCAAGCUACUGUGAGGAGUUUCAAUCUGGUCAGGAAAUGAGCCAAAAUAAUUGACAAUUUGAUAUACAAAAGCAAAUGAGGCUAUAAGUAUAAGAUAGAAUUACUUAAAUUUAGGUACAUAAAAUAAAAGGACAUUUUAUCAUUGUAUAGCUUGUAUUUGUACACUAAAAGAAGCUGAAAACACACUGAGCACAGAGAAAUGAACAAUACUAACAUUAUUAACACCAAUAGUACCUCUCCUGAAAUCAGCAAUAAAUUAAAGUUUAAAAAAAAGGAUUUUUAACCAUGAAACCUGUUUUCAUAGUCUGUUUUUACUGGUUAUAAUUAAGAAAAACUUGAAGUACAAAACACAGAUUCAUAACAUCUUGCUAGCCUUAAACUUGCUCCACACUUUUGGCAAACAGCACACUGCUCCUCUUUUUAGCUUUCCUACAGUAGGUACUAGAGGCAGCCAUAGUCCAUAUUAUUGCUGUGUAAGCUACAGUUUUGAAGAAGCAGAAACACAUUUAUAUUUUAAGUGUUUGAAAAGGUUUCAUAUUGGAAGGAUGCUGAUUUGGCUGCAUGCCCCAUGCCCAGAGGCUGAAGUCCUGAAAGCAGGGGACCCAGGUGCUUGUGGUCUCCCUUUUUUUGUUUCAGAGUUUCUUACUAUAUUUAACAUCCUAUCCUCUAAAUAAAGGCAGAAGAGCCCAAAAAUAGACUUGUAAAAAGGUUAACAUUAGAUUGAUGCUUUGUGCAUACUAGAUACUGUAUAUGAGGUUGUAUUGAGGGUUUUUCUGGUAUUUGUGUGGUGUCCCAACAACUUUAGAAGAAAUUAAAUGAACAUAACACUGUGACAAUAGAAAUUCCUAAAGGCUCCUGGGCAGGAUUCAGUUCAUAUAGGAAUGCUUUGUUAGACUGUAUUAGCUGUAGCAAAAGCUAAAUGUUAGAAUCAGUUUGUCACAAGCAAUUUGCCAAAAAGAACUAUAAAUGAAUAAAUACUUGUGUAGGAUUUGAUGUGAGUGUUUUUUUAGCCUCAUCCUGCCGUCUUUGCCUGCCUCCUGCCGUACGUCUGCUCUCUGUAACUCUGUGUUUGUUUUCAAACUAGUAUCUGGCAGAUCAGAUGUGAUUCAACAGCUUUAAUUUUCAGCUCCUGUCUGCCCUGUCCCAUGAGCAUACAGCUCAACUUAUAUAUAAGUACAUAUAUAUAUCUGUCCGUUCUCAUCGCCGCACACUGUUGCCAUGGUUUCAUUGUUCAAAUCCUUGGGUGACAAUUCCUCAUCAGUACACUCCAAACACGCCAAGCUAAUUAUCUGACAGUUACUUACAGAGUCAAUAAAAGAAACCCCACCCCUGCCGUCAAACUGACUGCCUGUGUGCCCGUCUGCCUGUCUCCUUGUUUGACUUGUGCCUGUGUGUGUGUAUGUGAGUGUGUAUGUUUUGCAUAAAUCUGAUAACCCUGGGCUUCAGAAACUAGAUGAUUUGAGGCUAAUAUUAAAAGUCAAACAGACUGGGUCAGUGUGAGUUUAUAAUUUCACACAUCCCGGAAGAGGAUAUCUCAGGGGUCUUGCAGUAGUUUUGAUGUUACGGACCACAGAUCUGCGCAGACAGAGAGAGCUUUGUCUGUCAUUGUAGUAUGCGGUACAGUGUGAUAUUGCACUACAUUUCUCUGGGGUGCAGCUCUAUGAUGUUUGCUUUCUGUCUUGUAGCUGAGUUAAUGUGAAGGGCUAGCUGGCAGAGAUAAAAGAUUUAGACUGUGCUGAUUAUUCGCUCUGGUGGUAAAAUUCAAGAGCUGAUUGGUUGCCAAGAAUCACUAAGUUUGAAGAAGGAAGAGGAUUAUUUAUGAAUAUUCAUGAGUAUCAUUAUACAGUUUUAAUGAUAGAGAUAAUUAGCAAAGAUACAAGUCAUCAUUUAAUGGAUUAGCUGAUCAGCAGAAAAUUAAGAAACAACAAAAAGCUAAUAAACAAAUUGUUUAUUUCUCAAAUACGAUAUUUUGCAGCCUUUCUCUGUUUUAUUUGAUUAUGAAUGAAACCUCUAUAAAUAUUGGGCUUUUGUUGAGACAAAAUGAGCAAACUGGUGACAUCAAAUUAGAUAAACCAAUGACAGCUUUGGUUUUUGGUUUUCUUUGUGGUUUGUAAUCACGCAGCAGUCAGUUACCGUAAUUAUGUCGAUUACUUUAAUAACUGCUGGUUUUUGUGUGUAUUCAUCUCUCAUCCCUCCAUAUUUGUUUGUUCCGGUUACACUUGAUGCUUCACACAAACACACACAAACACAGCAUCAGUCCAUCAGCAGCUCGAAGCAGAAGUUCCAUUCAUGUCAAAUUGAAUGAAACCACUCUGUCCUUUUGUGGAAGCUCAAGUGCAUCUGAGGCCGAGCACCCACUCAUCCAUCACCUGUCGAAUUCACUCCAAAUACAAAACAAUAAAUGCUGCUAUAUCUGCCAUUAUAGAAAUAUCACUUUUAUCGUCAUAUUUGGGGAAGAGUUUUUUUAUUUUCUCCUCAAUUUUGGGCCUUUAUUUUUUCCUGAUUCCUCCUGACAAUCUGACCAGAAACAACCUGUCAGCUCAGAGUUUGUCCCAAAUUAUCUGGUUAUGUGAGGGCUUUGUACUAACAGCCUUAAACCCCUGGAGUUUCUGGGACUCGUAUUUCAAAUUAAGAUUUGAAACCUGGAUGAUUAUAUCAGACCUUAGUAGCCAAUUAGAGGGAGGAGCGGAGGAAAAGGAGCCUCUGGGGGUGUUAAAAUGCAGCACUAAACAUCCCAGCCUUGAGGCUAACAUUUAGUGGCAUGUUCAUGUUGACAGGGGAUAAACAGGUACAAUCUCACCUUCAAGAGUUGCAGCAGAAAGAGUGAAACAGUUACCUUUACAUGUCCUUAUUAAGGCUCGACAGUGUGACCAUUUCACUCACAUUUGCAACUAAAAAUAGAUGUGUGCGAAUUGUUGAGGCAACAAAUGUUUUUUCAUGUAAAUACUGCAACAAAGUUAGUUUUAGGUUGGAUAUCCGAUGGACAUUCACUGUAGAUCCACCGGUGUCUUCUCACUCUCCAUGACCGGGAAUAGUAACAGCAGCGCAGUUAAAUCGACUCGGCACCCUCACUGUCAACGACAGGUGUUGAAUAAGGGACCAUCAAUAAAUUACUGGUUGAUGUUUUCAGAAAAGGCUGAUUUCCUUCAAUGUGACCAGUUGACUUAAAACUGAUUUUAAAUAAUAGUACUUAUGUCGACCAAUAAGACAAACAUUAUUUGAUCAAUUUUCAUUAUGCCUCUAAAGUUCUUUGUGUGCUCCUUGUGAAAAAAGCUAGUGUCAAGCCCUGAGGGUUGUGAUUUCUUUCCUUUUGUAUUCAAUGAAGAUUUUAACAAACAAUUAAUGAAUGAAGAGAAAUAAUCUUUGACUUGUAAUCUAUUAUAAAAGCAAUGCCAUCAUGCAUCCUUAUUAUCUAUUUGACUUGGGCUCUUAGACUAAAUAAGUGCACAACGAUUCAAACACUUGAUUUUGCAUUUGCAGUUGCAUUUUAGAUACCCUGCGUACUCCAUUGCACAGAUCCCAAAAUAGAUAAGACAUGGGCGUUUUGAGGAGUGGGUCCACAGUCUCAUUCAGACUGUCUCAAAAUUAUGACAUGAAAAGAUGACAAGAUGGUACAUGCUUGGCUCUCAUGUCAGAUUUAGGUCCACGGGGACUACUGAGACCGCAUAUAUGUAGCGGAUGUGUAAAUUGGCGUCAGAGGGCUCCAAAUCAAAACAUGACACUUGGCUUUGCUUCGUUUUGCACUCAUGACUUUCCCUCCUCACGCCCCUUGUGGGUAGUCCAGUUAAACACGGUUGAAACCAGCAUUAAAUUAAUUCCACGGAGCGUUGCGUGCUAAAUAUUCUUGCCAAGUGUAUUUCUUUGAAAGGACUGUUGGCCUUCCAGCAGUGAAAUAAUUGGGCUGUCAUUGUAAUGCUGAGUUUUCUCUUUUUUUUCAACCAUUGCAGGCUGGUGCAAUUGUGUUAGGACUCUGCAGAUUGGUACUGUGUUUAAAAAGCCUCCUCAUUGAAGCCCCCCCUUUUAAUGUCUAGUACCAAUUGGCCUCUCUUUUCACUCUAUUUCUGUCUCAUUUUCUCUUCCUCCCCUCCCUCUGUGUGUCUCUCUCUGCUUUUCUGUGCCAGCUCUCAGCGAGUUCAUACAACUGCUUUCAUGUUGGGAGAUGUGUGAAAUAAACACAAAAGUUGGGCUGGGCUACAUCUGAAACAAUACAUUAACCAGGCUUUUCUCUGCACAGUGUUGGGACGUCAACAAGACCAUCACCAUGGCUACACAGUACUUUUAACCCAGUUGUGUUUUGGGGUUUAAGCAAUUAAAAGAUUGAACGUCCUUAUCCACCUUAGUUGGCACCAGAACGACUUGUUGGUUAAACAUAUUGGUAAUAUUUUUAUUAUUAAGGGCUCCUGAGCAAGUAUGGAAAAGUAUGGAAGUAAUUAGAUUUAUUUCCAGGUCUUAAAAAGUAUGGUAAAUGAAAAAAAAGUAUGGAAAAUAUUUAUGUUAAAAGGCUAUAUUACCACAGUUAUAAAAUUCUCUUUUCUAAAAAAAAAAAGUAGGUAUUUCCAAAAAUAAAAAUCUAAAAAGUAAGGUAUGGAAGAGUAUGAAAAUUCCAACCGUGAGGGAAACCAGAUUAUUGUAGCCCCACAUUCAGGUCUCGUGUCUACGAACAGCCACCAGCAGGCACUAGCUAUGGCUGUAGCUCAGGUUGAUGGCUGCUACCAUCAUGUUAUGUUAGUGUAGCAUCCAGAAGCUUGCUUUGACUGUAAACUGGCAUGAAACCAAUUUGAAACCAGCACUUAAUUAAAGCAAAGUGCAACCAGCACAAACAUGUGGGAGCUUACCAGAGGUUGGUGAUGCUAGCUCUACCAAUGUUAGCUGAACCUCUAUUGAGAGAACAGGAUGGUAGAUGGAGAAGGGAAAAAAAAGUGAGGUGGGAAUUGAACGCCGGCUGCUCACUUUGAGGGCUUUGACUUCUUUACAUGGGGCGCAUUAUUUUACAAUGACAGAUGUAUGUUUGUUUUCACCGCAAAUGUCUGCAAAGCAAAGUAUAUUUCCAAAUCCUCACGAAGGGGGAUAAGUUUCUGCAUGCAUACACACCACUUUAACUCUGAAAAUACUUUUUUUUUCCUACAAUUACUUGAGUUGUGAAUUCAUAAGUCUCCAGAUGAGAUUCUCCAAAAAGUAUCCUUUAUAAAUAAGUUUAAUCAUCAGCACUGUUAGGCUUAGAACGCUCUUUACUCCCCAUGGUAUCAUUAGCUGAGUAAAAUACACCAGAAUUUACAUUCCCCAAAGCUCAUGCUUGACUAAUUUAAUGUCUUCUCCCUUUUUCUUUUUCCAUUUCAGAGGAAAUCAAAGAGGAAUCAGAAAAAUUAAGGUAAGAAAUGGAUUUAUUACGUAACGCAGGGGGUCAUUUCAGGGGGUUGGGUCUCUUUCUGCGUGCUCAGGCAUUGUAAAACUCAUGGCUCAACCUCGAGCCUGUCUGUCGCUCCCUCCUGUGUGCGGACUACUGAAAGGGAUUAGAGCAGUGUGUGUGCUAAGUGUGUGAGUGUGUGUAUGGGUUACAGCCUCAAGUGUGUUUUUGUUUGUGUUUCUCGGCCUGGCUUGUUUCCAGCAGCCCCUUGCCUUCUCAUUAAUGGCUUUCUUCACGAACCCCUGCCUAAUGCUCAGCUUGUUUUUGAGAGUAGUGUGUGCGCACAGAUUGGGUGUGCUUCAUGCGUUGGCUGCUAGGUAACGUGGGCUGUGGAAUGAAACGUAGCAUGGGUCCCACCCCUCCUCUUCUCAACCCUUUCUUCCUCAUGCGGUUCGUUAUUCUAUCCAUCUUACAUUUUUAUCCCUCCUUGUUUACCAUCUCACACCCUUCUCUUGUCCCGUUAUUUCUCUCCUGCUUUUCCACUCUCUUCAAAUCAACAUUACCGAUAAAUAACGUCAACCAGAUUUUCCCCUCUAGUUAAGAACUUGCAGAUCAAAGAUAGAUAGAUGUAGAGACUGUGCGGCCACACCCAACCCACUCAAAGGCUGCUGCAUUUAUAUUCAUCUCAGGUGCUUUACAACUCUCUUCUUUUUUCCAUGUUAUAAAGAUGCAAUAGUCUCGCAGUUUGACUGGGAAUACCAAUAUACUUUUGAGAGCCUGCGGACCCAUUUAAAUUGCUUCCUUUUGUGGAUUUAUGGAGUUGUAUAGUUACAUAUGAAACCAGAUUAAAAAAAGAGGAAAAAUGGUAGAGAUGGAAAAACAUAUCCGAAUCAAAACUUACUCAAAGCCUGAAAGGAUCAAAGAUUCAUUGGAGUAGUAAACAUAUUUUUUUUGCUUUCAUUUUUACUGAAGUGUGCAACACCACAUGAAAACAAACAGACCUAAAACCAAUGUUUAUAUAUAUAUAUAUAUAUGUAUACUAAAAAAUGUGUGUAUAUAACUUAUAUGAAUAGUUUACUCAUUUCUCCUCCUUAUCUUCCAACUGAACAAUAUGUCUGUUUUUUUUUCACAUGUAGACUUUCACUAUGUCUGUCAAGUGUUCCUGAGUGAGGAGUUGCACUUAUUCCUACUUUUUUGUGAUGAUUAAUUUUAACAGUAUUUUGAAGAAGUAUGUAGCCAUUAAGAACUUAAAGCUCCUAUGUGGAUUUUUUGUGCAUCUAUGAAACAAAUUGAAAUCCAUUUUGAUAACUUCAUAUGAUAUUCAAAAUAUACAAGAACAUUUGCAGUUUGGUUGAUGAUUUGUAUAUCAGAAAAUAUUCACGAUGAAUUAUACAUUUGACUGUCAAAGGUUAACAGGUUGACAAAAGAUGCUACCAAAGCAUGUGGGGAACAAGAUAAGCAAAGGCCUCUCUGUCCUCUGUGGGUGCUGGAAGUUUCUCACAGGAGCUUUAAUGACCUCAAAAACUUGUAGAUUGUGCUUAAAGAUCUGCUUAUUGACAGCUUACUAGAGCGAAUACAGUCAACGUCUAUGUAACAUCUAUGUAACAUGAUUAUUUCAAGUGCAAGUGGUAUCUCUGAGCGAAAUGAUGAACCAUCGAGCUCAACAUUUUGAGGCACACGUUAAAGAUAUCACAGUGUUGAAAGAAAAACGAUCCACCGCUACUUCAAAACUCACUCCUCCCGCUAAAAAAACUCCACACAGCUAACUUCAAGCUGCCUCCAACAAGAACACCAAGGAAAAUUGAGAUGUCAGCUCAAGCUGUCAGACCAAACCCCAUUUCAUGUCCACGUUGUGUGUAUAAGCAGGCUAAGUGUGACAUUGGGCUGAAUAUUAGGCAGAGAGUAGGCCAGCUGACAUUAAGCAGGAAGUCGAGGAAUAAUCCAGAGGAGAAGAGCUCCCUGCAGACACGGCAGCAUAAAAAACAACAGAGACAGAGAGUGGGUCAAACCGCACACACACACUCACACACACACAGACACACAUAAGCCUUUGGGGUGAAUCACAGCUCCAAUUUGACGUGGCUGUCCUGAAGGUUUUGAAAAUGAUUCGUAAUUUCUAUCAUGAUGCUCCUCUAUAUUCUCAGUCUAAUUCCUCUUUAAUUUGUCUUACUCAGAGCCUGUCUCCUCUUUGUUUUUGACCGUUUUUUUCUGCCCUCUCUUUUUCUAAGCCUCUAUCUUUUCCUCCCAUCUUCCGCCUCUCUCCGUGAUCUCUUGAUCUCUCUCUAAUUCCUCUGUAAUUCAUGCGACUCGACGCUUGUUUCCUCUUUUGUUUUCAGAUCGUCUCCUUUAAAACAUUUUAUCCCCCUUCACUUCUUUACAAGGCACUUUAUCCUCCCUCUCUUCUUCUCAGUGUGCGCUGUUAUGCUUAGAGAGGUCGCCCCUCUGAAAAGAGCUGAAGUCAUCCCUUUUCAUCGCCAAGACAUAAACAAUACAACCCCUCCCUCUCUCCCCCCUUCUCCCUGUGUGUCUCAGUUCUGUGCAGUCUGGGUGUGGUAGGGAUGCUGUAGACACAUGACUGCUGAAAGAAAUAGUCUGUUUUUUAUGUCUGUGCCUCUGGUCUUAUUAAAAAAAAAAAAAAGGAGUUGUAUGAUUUUAUUAGGGGUUAGCUUUUGGGGAGGGAGAUGCUUUGUCAGCAUGAACACGUGGCAAAGUCUGAGCCUCUGGGAUUAAUGCCCUUCCCUGAGAGAGACCGAGUAAAACAUUGGAAGCAGUCAGGCAGCACAUGAAAUUCAGAUUAAGAUUUUGUAAGUUUGGAUCUUCUCUGAGCGGCAAGACAUUUUGAGGUUGAGAAAGUGAAAUGUGAACGGGAAGGGAAGGGGAAAAAAUGCUGUUCUUCACUGGUACUUAUGCCUGGAUCAUCAAGGGUGUUGUUAGUGUGUCAGGCUGACAGUCUGCGCUGAAUGAUCAUCGUGUUUGUCUCAAAAGUCUUUAUCACUGUUCUGUUCCUGUAUGGUUCUUCCCCCCCCCAGUCCGCCUAGUGGAGACAGCAAAUCGGGUUCCAGCACUUUACCGCCAAUCAAAUCAAAGACCAACUUCAUUGAAGCCGACAAGUACUUCUUGCCGUUUGAGCUGGCAUGUCAGUCCAAAUGUCCCCGCAUCGUCAUCACCUCGCUCGACUGUUUACAGGUCAGUGGGAGGACAUGUUGAAUUUACAGACAACCGAAUGUUUGUGAGAGUGUUUCUGUGGGUUGAAACUAUUAUAUCCACAUGGCAGCUAUUUCUUUCUGACAUAAAGCUCGAGGGGGAAACUCAGUGCUGUUAUAAUGUCAAAUAGUUAUUUCAUCAGUACCUUAAAGGCUCUGUGAGGAACUUUAACUGCUUGAGAAUCAGACUGAAACUAAAACUGAUGCCAUCCUAUGACCCCCGAGAGCAUCAGGAACAAGGUUGAUCAUUUCUCUGUUAUUUCUUAAUGGCUCAAACUUCUGUGAGGGGUUAGGUGUCAGACCACAUGGUUGAGAGCAGAUUGAAUAAAUCUUUUAAACUCUCCCUACUGUAAAUACUCAGUGAUACAUUUAGGGUAGUUUAGUCUGAAACGCUAAUACUACAUGUUCAGGACAAGAGAUAAGAGGUACAACCAAAACUUCUUCACAUAAUUCUUAAGGCUAUCUCUGCAUAUUUGAACUUUUAACUCAUUUGGCUUAGACAGCUGAGUCACAGCAACUAAUUUUGGCAUUAACCAGAAAACAGGGUGUGAGCCAAAUAUCUUCAUGGUUAGUUAGCUGACAUGGCAGGAAACUAACAGUAAUAUUUGUGAGAUUAACAGACCUGAAGCACAGAAGCAAAACAUUUGAGCCUGUUAAUUACAUCUAAGGACAAUAGAUGUCCAGUUGGGAUAUUUACAAGAUCUAACGGAGCUAAAAAUAUAUAUUGGAGGAGUUUUUUUUUUUUUACUUAGGUCAUAAAAAUACUAAUCAAACCUAGAAGUAGGAGGUCACAUCCUCAAGUGUCAGAAGUUGUACGUUUGUGCUCAUGUUUGUAUAUGUUUCCGUCUUGUAGAAGCUGAUAGCAUACGGCCACUUGACAGGCAGCGCCCCGGACAGCACAGCCCCGGGCAAGAAGCUCAUCGACAGGAUCAUCGAGACCAUCUGCGCCUGUUUCCAAGGGCCGCAGACUGAUGAGGGCGUUCAGCUACAGAUUAUCAAGGUGUGCUGCUGUCCUCAUCUUCAGAGACAUCACAGAUCAUGACAAAAUGACUUUACAGCGCUUUAUGGCGGUACAGGUUUGAUAAGUUUCAACACGGAAAAGCUGCAUCUGUUUACAGCAGAUCAUUUGUUGAAUUAGAGUUCGAAGGAAGUUAUUGUUUUUGCUUGUUAAUCUAUCGGUAAUUUUACAAAGCUAAGUUCUCUGCUGUGUUAUUAUCCCAGCGGUGUGAAUUAAGAAGGUGGAUGAAAUGAAAAGUGUAGACUGCACUGCCCCAUAACAAUUCUCCCUCUUCUUCACACUGGAGUGUUUCUGUGUUUUUAGUACAGGAAUUUGUUUGGUAUUUGUGGCUUUAACACAGGUCACUGGUUAAAGUGUGUUCUGCUCUGACUUGUCCUGAGAGGAGAAACAGAUCAGAAAAAUCACUCUCAGUCUUAUCUUCUUUUUUCAGGCAGGUUUGUUUUCAUUUAUUUGUGUGUUUCUCCCUCAUGUAGAGAAUUUCUCUCUAUCAGCUAGGUCUCUAACAUUUCCACUCUCAGUGAGUCUUUGUAAGAUAAUUUCUGGACUUCUUUUUAACACAGUCAAGUCAAAUUUCUGGAGUGUUUAUAGAGUACAGCACAUGUGUGAAAAGCCUAGAUACACACAAGCAUUGGACAAGGUAACAUGUCAGAAAGUGAACAUGUCAUCUACUUACAGAGCUUAAAGAUGGAUCCUCUUGUACUUCUUUGCGUGUAUUUUAACAUUUACUUACAAUAAAGGUCUCUUCAGUGUCCUAAUAAAGUGCACUAUAUUAGCUUGAUAAGCUAACAGCAGCUUGAUUUAUGUAAGUCAAUAUUUUUGGGGCAUUUUUGCCUUUUAUUGAAUAGGACUGCAUUGAUUUGUUUCUCAAAAUGGACAGUUUGUUUUUGUUUUUUUCUAAACUAUUUUCAUUACAUUGCAAAAAUUCCUUGUCUAUUUUUGCGCUUGCUACUUUAGGAUCUCCGUCAUUAUCCCACAAUCCUUGGUGGUAUCAAAGUGAGUCUUCUUUACACAGGACCCAAUCUCAAAAUACUCCAAAAUCUUUAGACUAAUAACUCAGUAUUUCUUCACAGUAUUCCCCUGGUCCCCUUACCUGCCUGUUUUGGUAUCAUAUCUCAUUUUUCACGUCUAGAGUCUGCUUUACUCAGAUGUAUCACUUCUGAUGGCUGGCUGCUUGCCUUUUCUGUCACCUACACGUUAAAGCAGCCACAGGGAGGUCAUAUCUGUUGAUCUAGAUCUUGAACUUUAAAAAGAGAAAAUGUAUCAGGGCUUAUCAUAAAUGAGAUUUAAUCCCUAUACUGUACUGUUUUAUUGACAACAACUAUCCUUUGACACCUCCUUUCUACUCCAUUCCCAGGCUUUGUUGACAGCAGUGACCUCCCAGCACAUAGAAAUCCACGAGGGCACCGUGCUGCAGGCCGUCCGCACGUGUUACAACAUCUACCUGGCCAGCAAGAACCUCAUCAACCAGACCACAGCCAAGGCCACGCUCACACAGAUGCUCAAUGUCAUCUUUGCACGCAUGGAAAAUCAAGCAGUAUGUCCAACACUCUUCCUGAAAACCUAGACUAAUAACACAUAAUGCAGUUUGUCAAAAAUGUGUGAGAGAGGGUAACUCCUCCCUCCGGCCGCUCUCUGAUUUGACUUGAUUUGACUCACUAAAAGCCAAAUGUUAUAUUUCAAAAUCAGCAAGGUUGCGCUCUAAAAUGCUGAAACAAAUUUGGCAAGAUGUAAAACUAGUUUUGGCUCGGAGUCAAAUUGGAUUCCAAUAUAAUGUCUGGCAUUAUAUUAUUAAGCUUUCUGCUUGGUUAACUCAAUCCAAAUAUUGCUGAUUUUGUUGGAGUCUACUGUUUUGUUUGGGGGUCCAGAGGGACAUUUUAGGUGUUGCCUUCAAAUCAAAAGCUUGCUCUAAUGUCAUCUUUUUCUUUUUGAAUGACACUUUUCCCUUCCUCACCUGCCUCCCCCCUUCCUUUUGGACACAUAGCUUACAAAUCACAAGCUAUCUUGGUCUCUGGCCUCCAGAAAGCGUGACCGCCAGGUAAAGCGUGCAGGACUGCCGUGAACUUGCCUGAUCAGAAACUCUUAAACUCUUCUCUGUGCAUCUGUGUUUGAGCAUUAAGCUUCUUUCCUCAUCCAUUCAUGCACUCAUCCGUUCUCUUCCUUUGCUCCUACACUGCACAGGAGCAGGUUUUUCCGUGUACUUCUUUUCCACCGUAUGCUUGCUGUGGCUUUUGUUGACUUGCCUACAAAUCAUUUUGCUUUCCCCCGCACUGAUUUACAUCUUAGUUUACAUCCAAACCUGGGUGUGGUAAAUGUUCUAUCACAGGUCAGCUGCGCCUGUCUCAUCACUGACAGCUCCAUGUUCUGUUUUGUUCCUUUAAAGGCUUAAUAUAGUUCCUUCAGAACAAUGUGCGACUGGUAUUGAGUCACAGUCAGAGGAAUAGAAAGAAGCAGUCAAGGGUAAGGAUAGAGAGACAAGGCAGACUUUGAGGCAGAGGCCCAUUGUUGUGUUGUGCUGCAGCACAGGGAGAUCCACUUUCUGUGUUUGUGUGUGGAUGUAUCCUCCUGACUGCAGCUCAGCAUGGUGUGAUCACACACACACUCACAUGCACACACGCAGUGGUUGUCUGGCUCAGUCUCACUCAGCCUCAGCCUUCACUAUCCGACUGAGGUGGCAUUUAAAUAAUGAGCUUAGUUUGUUUGCGCCCUCGAGCCGAGGUCGUUGUCUGUCUUGCUAAUAUUCAAUACUAAUUGUUUCAUUCAGGAUGCUGUGUCAUUGAAUUUGUUUGCUUACAUUUCAAUGUGACAACAGCAGCAGGCUUAUUGAAUUAGGGCGAAACAGCUUGUGGAAGGGUGGCUUUAAAAAACGAGACAUAAUGAGUUUAAUCAAGGAAGUUUGUUUACGUGUUAGAAGUGAAAUACAAGUUUGCUUUGUGGGAAAAAAAGCAGCAACAAAAAAAAAAAAACAGAUUGUAUGUGAUUGUUCCUUUUGGCAAGAUAGAGACAUGACUGCCACACUGAAACAAACUUGAGUGUUCCUGGCUGAUUUAUGCUGUUAGUUGGAGUUUUAAUUGGAAGUCACUCUGCUGUAGACUUUAAGUGUUACCAUCUAUCACCACUGUUUUGUAAAUGUGUCACAAAUGUGUUGAUAUUUCCAUCUGUAACCUUGUGUCUCUCUUUCGUUACCGUGCUUUUCCUUCUUCAAGUCACUCGAGUCUAUAGUUUGUUUUCUUUAACAUUUAUGCCUGACAAAUUGACAAAUGCACUUGGACUGAAAAUGCACAUUGGGCUGUUAAAUAAGCUUGGCUGAGAGAAUUUCCACUGCUUGAAAUCGUUUGCUCUACUCUUGGAACCUGCAUCGGUGUCUGCUGUGAAAUAUUCAAGUGUGCAACCUUGCAUCCAAGUAUUGUUAAAAACAAACUCUGCCCCACCAGGAUGUAAUCUAUCGCCUGGAUUAAAGGUGGGGUAGGCAGGAUCUGAGGAAGUGCGAGUUUUGGGGGGAAAUCUUGAAUGUAAACAGUGCCCCUCCCAACCAGUUUGGGAGGGGUGGACGCUCAUGGUCGCUUGUAUCGUUUCAAUUAAAUUCAGAUAUAAUGCAGGGAAAUACUUCAAAUCAGUGGUGAUUUUGUUCUUGAAAUUCUGGUGGGGCCAUGCAGGAAAAUCUCAUAGUGCAAUCCAGAAAUACCAGAUAUUACUCUCAUACCCUCACAACAAAAACACAGCAAUAAGUGAGAGAGGGGACCACAGCACCUUUGACGACAAAACUGAAUAAUGCCAUCACACCAAUAAUGUCAAACUGGCGACAUAUAUUAAAUACUCAAGAUCGAAACAACUGGACAAUAAUAAAAACACAAAGGCAUGAAAGGCACACACCCAAUACACAGCAAUCAAUAUACAAAGCCACCACACACAAUAUACCACAGCCAAACAGCCAUUUUAGCACCAAAGACAGGUGAACAGCUCCCUUGAGGUGCCCAUGUGAGGUUGUGUCCACCACACACACCUGAACACGUACCGCCAUUUACGCAUUACAUAAAUUCCACUUUCAUUCUAACAAUAUAUAAACUACAUUAUAAAUUCCAAGUAGAAUAAUAGACUCACCGAAGAGGAAUCCUUCAUGUGACCUUGCUGUCAAAAUCCAACAGUCCAUGGAUGAGUUGACUUUGCCAUGUUGUGUUACUACGGUCGCCGAGCUAGCGAGACCUGUGCAGUUCCCACUCUUUCCUCUGAUCAGCGCGCAUGCAGCCAUUUACCAUCACGACUCUUCCCCACCUGGCGAAAACAGUGGCACAGUUAACUCGCGCAUUUUUGACAAAGGAAAGCAUAAAAAAUAGGAGAAAAAAGCUUAAAAUUCUGUCCUGCACAGCAGCGCCCUCUGGUGGGACCGUGCCCAACACGGACCCCUGAUGUAAAGAUGCCAUUGCUUCAGAUAGUUACAAAUGGGGCCCAGUCAACGUGAAAGUAAAAAGCAUUGGUGCAACUGUAGAUACCAAUAGAAUACCAGCAAACACAAGGUUUGCAGGACUUCUAAAACUAGGAUAAAGUGACAUAGUCCAUGACCAUACCUGCCAACAUUUGGGUUAUAAAAUCUGGAAGAUUUUUGCGGUGUGCACCGUGCAGUUUUGGGGAUAACUUGUAAGGUGGAUAUGAGCUAAUUAUGAGAGUAUUUGUAAUUAGAUUGCUUAUCCAAAUAACUAGAAGUUAAGCUGCACAUGUUUUUUGUUUUGUUUUAACAAUAAAAGAUGGUAAUCUAAAAAUAAUAGCUAAGAUAUGCCUUGAACUUAUUUAAUCCACUAAUAUUAGUGUUAAAGUCCUCAUAUGUUUUACAUGCUCUCUCCCGUACAGCACUCUUUUAUCUGAGGCUGCCCUGAACGCAUCACUCCGAGACGGUGAAAGACUAUCGACUUAAAUAUCAUAUCUCACGUUUGUUUCCUUUUCAGUGAAAGCUCAUUUUGCAACAAACACUGCUCAAAUAUAGUUUACAGCUUAAACCGACCUGAAUCAUCCCAAACUGUAAAGUAAAACUAUCAAUCCAGUGACUGUGAGACUUAGCAGAAACAUUGGACUAUCUUCAGUUGUCUGAAUACCUGGAAACAACUUUGGACGAAUAUAGUGAUCUUACUCAUGAAUGAACGUGGGAGAUUCCCGGGAGAAAUGACACUACGGGGGGCGGGAGAUAGGUCUGAAAUACGGGAGAGUCCCAGGAAAAACGAGUGUUGGCAGGUAUACUUCAGGACCCGAGCUAAACAGUUUAGCGGCGCUACAACACACAGCAGGUCCCGUUUGACAAGAAACACUUCUGUUACAGACACUUCACUAACUUCGUUAAAGCGGUUUACCUUUGCAGCAGAAAGGUUACAGGGUCUGGAAGGGCCGGAAGCGUCCCGUCGUUUAUCCUAGCUUCAUUGGUGUUGACCCGCCUUUUUAGCUCUUGUCCGGUCUACCUCCUUUUUGAGCGCUCGUUAUCCCGCCAGAGUCUCCGGUAUUUACUUUGUUUUCUUGCUUGAGUUGGCAGUCGUGGCCAAAGAAGGAUUCAGACAAUUUUCUGUACCUUCUGGUUGGUUUCUACUGUCUGAUAUUGUAGCAUGCUAACUUUGGUCUCGUGCACAAUAGUGGAGGACGUGGAGCGUGCCUCACCACACGAGGCAUAAUGGUCUGCCUCACAACCAAUCAGCACUCACAACCAAUUAGCACUAAUGCGCAGCGUCUGCCUUACAACCAAUCAGGUCGAGGAGGUGAAGAACGUCAGAAUGAGCGGGCCUCUCAAAAAUGUUAAAAUGUUGACUACACAGACAUGAAAGAACACAGUGAUAUUGAGAUAUUCCCAUGUUGAGUAAGUAAGUAAGUUAACUUUAUUAAUAUAGCACUUUUCACAGACAAAAGAGUCACAAAGUGCUUCACAUAAACAAAAAUAAAAAUGUACAAAAACAAUUAAACAAUUGCCUGAGCAAAUAAAUAAGUUUUGAGUUGGCUCUUAAAGGAGUCAACAGAGUCAAUUAAGCGCAGAGAGAGAGGAAGAUCAUUCCAAAGCCUGGGGGCAACAGCCUGGAAGGAUUGGUUUCCUCUGGUCCAAAAACGAGUGCGCGGAACCAUCAGCAGAUUCUGAUCCACGGACCUCAGAGCCCGAGAGGGGUCGCAAGGCUGGAUCAGAUGACAAAUAUAAGAUGGAGCCUGACCAUGCAAGGCUCUAAAGGUUAGGACCAGAAUUUUAAAAUUGACCAUAGAGGACACAGGCAGCCAAUGUAGUGCUUUAAUUAUAGGGGAUAUGUGAGUCCUCCUAUUAGUGUGGGUUAGAAUUCUCGCUGCAGAGUUUUGCACUAACUGAAGAUGAGACAGCUCCUUUUUGUUUAGACAUGAAAAUAAACUGUAGCAGUAGUCUAAACGUGGCGACACAAAGACAUGAAUGAUGAGUUCCGAGUCAUUUUGCGACACCAUUUUCCUAAGCUUAGAGAUUUUCCUCAGUUGAAAGAAGCAGUUUCUCGUCAACUGUUUACAGUGUUGCACUAAGGACAUGUCUUUGUCAAAGAUGACACCUAGGUUUCUUAGGCUAGGUUUAGCUGACUGGCCUAAGUCGCCCAAGUACUGUUUAAUCCCUGGAAUUGAAUCAUCAGGGGCAAUAACCAAUGUUUCCGUUUUGUCAGCAUUUAGCUGCAAAGAGUUGACUGAUAUUAAAAGCUUUUUUGUAUACACGCCACAAAAAGAUGCUUCUUUAACAGAUUCCUGCCUACCCCACUUUUAAUAGAGUAUUCACUAACAUCACAUACACACAGGGAUAAAACUGUGCAAAUGUCCUGUGACCCAUUUCCAGCUCAUGAGCCACCCAGCUAAAGCAAAGCAACACUUUCCAGUACUCCACAUCAGAAGCAGUGGUACCACAUAGCAGCCAUGACCCAUCAGCCAUGACACGGCUGUAUGAAACAUUUUCCAUCAGAAAUGUAGUUUUCUGCCACCGACUGACUGAAAUGAACACAGCUCGCACGAGCCAGCAUGAAUCAAUUCCACAGAGUUUGUCUCAUUGCUGUUUUAGUCGCAUGUUCUACUUCUCAGUAAGGUUCAUAUACAUUUCCACGAUGCAUACUCGCACACUCUAGGUGUAAAAAAAAUCCAGGAACUUUUGUCUUUCCAGACAUCUGGAAGUGUUUCAGAUCUGUUUUUGAUUCAGUGAGCCCUCAGGGAAUCCAAACUUGUAAUUGCUGUGAGAAGUUUGUUUUUGUAGCCCUAACCUGUCUUUUUUGUGUCUGCGUAUGUGUGUGUUGCAUGUGCUCGCUCUGUGGAUGUUUCCUCUCCUUCGUGCCUUUGAAUGAGUGUUUGGUUUUUCUUUUCUUUUUUCUUUUCUUUUUUUUAAUUCGUGUGACUGUGUGUGUGUGUUUGUGUGUGUGUGUCUGUGUGUGUGCCCCACCCUCUCCCAGCUGCAGGAAGCAAAGCAGCUUGAGAGAGAGCGUCACCGGCAGCAAUCCCCCGUCACCCAGCACGCCGAGCCAGACUCCCCACAGCUCCAGACUCACAUCCACCAGACGGCCAAGGGUCCGAGCCAGGAGGCCAAUGGGCCGGUCACCCCCCCAACCCCCAGCAUCAACAUCCCAUCCACCCCGUCCACCCCUUCGACACCCGCCCCUGAGGGCAGCAGCAGGUCUGUGACCGGGGAGCACGGGGAGCAGCGGGAGCAGGAGGAGCAUGGAGAACAGGGGCCUAUUUAUGAGAAUCCAGAUCCAGAAAACGGGUCUGAUUUCUGCGUGGCUGAAAAUGAACAGACUGAAGCAGAUCAAGCCACAGCAGCAGCACAAAGUAAGAUCAUUAGCAGGGAUUUCUUUUAUAAACCAGUACUUUUUAUUAUCUAUCCUGGUUUCACUUCACUUAUCGGACACACAUUUAAACAUCUCCUUAAACAGUGCUAUAUUUUAUUUGAACUGUGCCUUAAAAUGUCAUUUGAGUUACUUUUCCCCAAAUGCCCAUUUGUACUACGGGCUGUUUUUACAAAUAACAAACAGCCAAACUCUGUGAAAUCCAGUGUGUUUGUUAAUAACACCACCAAGUACUUCAGUAUACAUGCAAAUGAUUCAGGAAAUUAACCCGUCCUCUUAUCAUUUUUGCAAUUCAUUCAUGAAUAGAAAGCAGCCGGGCCCAUUGUUUACUGUAGAAACACUUCAUACCAAAUUCGGCCUCAUUCACUUGAGCGAGCUGGUGAAGAAAAGCAGGAUUAAAAAUAGUCCGUCAGUUGCCGUUUAAGUUUAUGCAUGCUGGCCCAGAAAGAACACAGCUCAGCAGAACGAAUGCCUUGAAUUGCCCUCUGCACCUCUUAGUCAAGAAAUGGGUUGAGUGUUGUUUCCUAAAACUGUGUGUGUGCAUGUGUGUGUGUGUGUUGUUAAAAUGCAGCAGCUCAGCAGCAUCCAGAGGCAGGGGAGGAAGAUGAGGAGUCACCAAACUAUGAAGAGAAAGCUCAGGAGAUCGUUCAGAGUAUUCUGCAGGAGGUGGUCAAUACUGUUGCAGGAGGUGAGAUGUCUUCUGUCUGCAGUAAAAUGCACACAAAAUAAAAGAUCUCUUGCUUAAAUCCACUUUGCUUCAAUUUUCAAAGAGUGUAUUUGUUGCAGUGAAUUAGAGAUCAAUAAAUGGCAGAUUCAGGUACCUCUCUGCUCUUUGUCCAGAGCAGCUCCUGCGAGGCCUUUCAAUGUGCUUUCUGUGUUCCUGCUGUCUUUGACAUUUCAACAGAAUAUCAAAGCCUCCAAAUAAAUAACUCAUAAAAAUGAGACGUAAAACGACCUUUACAAAAUAGAUUGAUUUAUCCUCACAAUACAUCUUAAUUGUAAAUCAGCCGCACAUGUUAUUUGUCCUCUUAUUAUUUGAAACCUCUACUUUAAUGUGUCUUUGAAAGGGAGAUAUCUACUCUUGACUGAUAAUACAGACUAAACCUUUGACAAACUCAGACCAUUGUUCAAUAAAACCUCUUCAAAAUGAGUCUCUAAACACAGCCCUGUGUUGAAAUACCUGGUUUGACUUUCUGGGAAAUUUCAGUGUAAUUUUAAGUCAGUUCAUGCUCCCUGAAGUUCCUGCUGGUGCUGACAAAAAGAAGGUAUAGCAGUCUGUCUUUGUGUGCAGAACUUUAAAGAAAAUCUUUUUUAUGGCUGCUACAAAAAAAAAGCUUUAUUAAUCUACACACCAAAGAAUAGUGCUUGGACACCCCUUUUCAAAAUACAUUUGCCCUUGAGCAGAAAAUUUCCAUCAGGCUUUAAUGGCAGGAGGGAACAUUUGAUAGAAAUGCACUUCAGUAUCCUCUCUGAACCUGAAAGUCUUGUAAACACUGCACAACAAAAACUUGCCAUAGUCACUUUUUUUGCCUCUGUACUUGACAAGAGGGUCAUGUCAAACUGUAAGGUACAGAUCUGAUCGGAGUUAAAAUCAUGCAGAAUCCAAGUAGAGGGUGUUUAAGUUUCAAAUGCAACAUCGCAACCUUUUUAAACCACCUGCUGCUUUCUCUGUCCUCGCUACAGGGCACUGCUUGGACCCCUCAAACCUUUGCUCUGACACCAAGGAGUCCAGCGGCGAGUGUGAGCAGGCAGAGUCAGAGCCAGCUGAAACAGUGACAGAGGGCACCCAGAGCUCCCUGGAGGACGAGGGCACCCUUGGUAGCGACAGCGAGCACGUCCACGCUAACGGCAUCCCUGGCACACCCAUUUCUGCCAGCUUCACCCCAUCGCUGCCUGAUGACCGACUGUCUGUCUCAUCCAAUGACACUCAGGUGAAGGACAGGAGCAGAGUUAUAAAAGAUUCAGCACGCUAACUGAUCAAAUGGUUAUUUUUGUUAUAUUUUGGGGCAUUUUUGCCUUUAUUAGAUCGGACAGCUUAAGAGAGAAUCCAACCAGUGACCGCUUAACCACCUCUAGGCCAUCAGUGCCUCAACUGAUUAAAAGUUAUUCAUAAAGUACAAGUUUUAAAGCAAAAGAGAAACAGCAGAAAUGAUUUUUUCUACUACUGUUAUGUUUCUGGAGUUCACAUUUCUAUUGAACAUUUCAGCCCUGCCACGAGCUCUGUUGGCUAAGCGUCAGAGAAAAAAAAAAGAUUUAAUCUACUUGAUUUAAUCAAAAGGCAAAAUAAUGAUUAAGCUUGUCAACACUCAGGCUGUGAGGACUACUUAUCCCUAAUCAAGGUUAAAUAAAUCUAAAAGCCUGCGAGGCGCACAAUCAGGAAGAUGUGAGCGAAAGAAGAUGCUGUUAACUACACACUAGCUUUGACUGUUUUUGUUCAUCUGCAGGAAUCAGGAGCAGCACCCGGGCAGCCACCAGGUGCAAAAUUCUCCCACAUCCUCCAGAAAGACGCCUUCCUUGUCUUUCGCUCACUGUGCAAGCUGUCGAUGAAGCCGCUGUCAGAUGGACCACCUGAUCCCAAGUAUGAAUUAUAUCAAUGCAGUGUGGGACUGUUGUAUUGCUAGAUUUUUCAUCAGUUAUUUCAAACGCACACUAAAACUGAAACCUGACAAAGAGUGACACAGAUAUCUGCUCUCUAAUUCUUCAUUUUCUCCUUUUUCAUGAUGUUUAUUUAGCAAAACCAACAUCUGUUAAGUGCAAAUAGAUCACAGAUAAAUCAGUGUUCCUGUCAGGUUCAAACCUCUAAAGUAAGGCAGAGUAAAGCCUCUGCAUUUCUUACAAUUUACAGUGAAACUGAGACUCAUCAGCAAGCUCCCCAAAAGGUGAUUAACAGAGACAUUUAAGUUUGCCCCGGUACAUGUUAAAAAUGUUUCCCUUUCACUGAUUAUGUCCCCGUUAUCGUGUUUGGAAAACAGAUGGAGAUCCCAUUCUGCUUUCAAACUGUAUCCAUGAAGAUAUUAUUAUAUGCAAGUCAAACCGCUCUGCCCCCUCUUCCUUUGCCUCCAUUAUUGUUGUGUGUAAGUGUGUCGAGGAUGAGAAUAGACAUGAGUCAUGGUUUAUAAUGAGGAUUGCUCCAGUGAUAGGACUGCUGUUGUGAUAAAGGGUGAUGAAGGAGACUAUGAGGCAUCGCUCAGCAUUUUCUGAAUCACUUCCUGUUUUCUUAAACCCGUGUUUGAGGUUCCUGUUUUAAAGCAGCAAAUGAAGAAAUAUAAUCUAGUCAUGCUUUUGUUCAAUAUCUCUUUGGACCAUGCUCCUGGUUCUUAUAAUUGUUUCGCUGAGAGCUGACGCUUGUAUGAAACAGGAUUUCCUGCAUCUGGUUUCUGCGUGUAACUCAAUUCACACACUGUCUGUGGACUGACCGAUAUGUGUGUGUUUGCUCUUUUGCUCGUCUAAUCUUUUCAUUUCUUUUUCAUGUGUUUUGGAAAAUUGUAGUUCAGCUUGAGUGUGUUUGUUCCUCCGACAAAGGCCAUGUCAAUUACCCCAGCACUGAUGUGACAGAAGCUGUUUAACCUGCUAACAAGGCUGUUUUACUCUUUGUCACACAAAUACCAGACAGCAAACAGCCUAAAGAUGCUCUUUGGAAUAAAAAUCAGAAGUAGUUAGUGUCCCUGAGGUGAAUCUAGAGGAACAAAGUCUUUGUGAGAGUAUGUUAUGAGCUUUUUAUGAGAGAUCUGUAGUUAGUCGUCUCUUGUUGAAUCUGUGCUUAUAAUAGAGGUUUACUGUGGGCACUCAAAUCUGUACAACCUAAAAUGUUGUUUAAUAAUGAUAAUUGUAGGUCUUUGCUUUGAUUAGCCAUAUCAGACUUGAGUUUAAAAAGAAAAAGUGCUUUUGAUUUAGUAUGACGUAUUUUCAUGGUUGGAAUUCUGGGUAAUGUAGUCUUUGGUACAUUCAGGACUAAUAUUUAUCAUUUCUGCCACUGUUACAAACUGUGUAAAUGACAAUAAUUCACCAACUUUUGACUGUAUUUACAAAAACAUUUGACCACCAAUAUUUCAGUCCAUCUUUUAUGUAUAUGUCCAUCUUAUGUUCGUACUUGAGAAAGAGCAGUGAAUCAGUUAACUGACGGUCAUUUUGUCAUCAUUAGUAUCACAUCAGCGUUCUCAAGGCUGGUAUCACUGUAGUCUUUUGUAAUUGAUAACAGAUUUUUCUCAUCCUUUAUAACAGCAUAAAGCUCCAUUAUGAUAUAUGGAAUAAUGCAGUUUAAUAUUCCAACAUAUUGUUCUUUGAAUAGAAUUAUAAAAAUUUGGGAUUUUGUUUUGUUUUUGUUUUUUUUUUCCCUUUAAUCAGGAUAUUUACCUUUUGUUUUUUUAAUAACUACAGAUGUUGCGACAGAAAUCUCUCAUUGCAGUGUUUUACUGACCCCACAGUUUUCUGUCAAGACUUUUAUUUUGAAAAUGUUCAUUCGAGUCCAGCAAUUUUGUUCUCUUUUGUGUUUUAUUAAAAGAAAAACUCAAUAUUGGUGAUAUAUAUUGGCAGCUAGCUGACUUGUUCUUCUAACUGGCAUCAGGCAUUGAAAAAUAAAUUACAGCCAACCAUGUGUACAUACUGUAAAACCUGAUACAAACACCCAGUUUGUUUUGGCAUGAAAGAAAAGGUUAAAAUUGUCUUCCUGUAUGAAUCCUGUAUGUUUUCAAAGACUUGCUAGAUAUCGAUAAGGGAGUUAAGCUCAGUAGUGGCUGGGGUUGUAUUUGUGAGCCACUGAAGAACCCACAGCCUAAGCUUGUAAUUUAUUGCCUUGAACUGAGGCGUCUUUUCAAUCAAAUCAGCAAGCCACAAGAUUUCUUCACAAAAUGAUUUACCGCCAUUUUCAUUAGAUACAGGGUUAUGGCCCAACAAGGCAGAAAAGCGUAGAAAAAACAUUGUUUGACCAUCUUCUUCUGGGCUAAACACAGAAGCACAUUUAAAAUAACUGGUAUAUUGGUCACAGCGGUGUGUAAGCCCACUUAUUUGAUGACAAAAACAUAAAAAGUUCAUCUUAUACAGCAAAUUUCAUGGCAUAUUUCUGCAUUGCAUUCACCAUGAGAGGUCAUGCCUACGUUUUGAAAGAAAUCAAUCUUUUUUGGACGGGGAAAAAAGUCCAGAUUUUUGGGCACUUGCAGGAGAAGUAGAGACAGAUUUUUGUUGUGCCACAUAAAUCCCACUUUGUCUGCCCGCCAGAGAUGGAAGACAGUGCAGAGAGGCAGCCAAUCUCAGCAUAUAAAGUAGCUGAAAGUAUGUUUUUCGAGCUCUAGUUUUUCAGUCCUGCUGCAGAAGCACAGUUCAGACAAGCAAAGGCUCUUCACACAGAAAGACUUUGAUUUAGUCACGCUGGUAGAUCCUUUGAUGGCUGCUAAAGAGCUAAACUCUCAGAUGGAGACAGAUACAGUAUGAUGUGGUCUCAGUUUGAGUUGCAUUCCUGCUUCUUUGAGGUAUAACUUUGUUGAAGGACGAAUAAUUUACUCAUGAGUGCUUAGUUUUAGUGAGACUUUAUUUCUUUUUAUCCCUGGACAUAUUGUUUCUCUGAACUGUUGGUGCUCAUCAGAGGGACGAUGUGUCCACUCCAGCCUUGAGCAGAUGAGAAGUUCUUAGAUGCAGGAGCUAGAUGUAUUCAUAAAGAGUUGGUGUACACAAUACUGUGUGCAUGUGCAGAGAUAAAGACGUCAACUCUCACUGAAGAAUGCACAUACAUGCCCAUCUACACUUUCCUACUUUGCUUUUGCUUCUUCUAAAGCUGUGAUAUAUCCUCUCUUUAAAAACACUGAAACCCUUCCUCAUCAUCCUCCUCCUCCUCUCUCUCCCUGCUUUAGGUCUCAUGAGCUGCGAUCAAAGGUCCUGUCUCUCCAGUUGCUCCUGUCCAUCCUGCAGAACGCUGGUCCAAUCUUCAAGACUAAUGAGAUGUUCAUUAACGCCAUCAAGCAGUACCUGUGCGUGGCAUUAUCCAAGAACGGGGUCUCCUCUGUGCCCGAGGUCUUCGAGCUCUCACUCUCCAUUUUCCUCACUCUGCUCUCCCACUUCAAGACACACCUAAAGAUGCAAAUCGAGGUAACAAAUUCCCUGACGCGCCUCCUGCUUACCAAGGAGAUUUAGGGUUUUGUUGUCAGCAUCCCCGACUUGAAAUAUGAAGAUAUAUCUACUAAGGAAAACAACAAUUUCUUGGCUGACACUCUAAAUCUACCUUGAUGCGGUGACUAAGACAUCUAAAUGUUUCAAGGUUUUCAAGCUGAGGCGUUGCACCUGAAGAAGUGUUUGAAAUUUCUUUCCCAAUACAGACCCUGACUGCAGCUGCUUCAUAACAAUCGGGCAUCUCUACUAGAAAACUUCUUGCCUGAUGCAAUUAAUCCAAUCCGUACUUCCAAAAAUAGGCUUUCUUCAUGACAAAUUCUCUCCAUGUGGUGUUCAGACAGUCAUUUUAUUAGCUCUGUCUUGAUUUAUAUAUGAGGGGGAAACCUGAUGAAGUAUUUGGCUUUUGCAAAUAAGCUUUAUUUUUAUAUCCACCCACCACUUCUUGACGAGACGCAAUGGUUUCACACCUUCUCCAGCAGCUAACAGCCUUUCAGGGGAAUGAAGAGGAUUUCGCACAUGCUCUGUGAUGAAAAGUUUCUAGAAAAUACCAGGCAGGGAACUCUGCUCCUGAGAUUUACUUAGCUGCACCUUUCACACGUAGCCCCUCAUAGCAUGAGCCUCCCCCUGUCAAACAGCAGGGAUGUGGAGAGGAUCUCAGGAGAACCAAAGCUGUGGUAGUCAUGGUGCAAUGUUUUUCAAUCCUAACCAAGUUUGAAACUACUUUCUAUAUGUUUAAAUUCCCUCAAUAUCUUUUUCUCUUUAUUUUUGUUUCCCCCUUCACCUCAUGCACUUGUGUCUUCUUGUAAAAUCGCUGCUGGAUUACUGUCAGAGUAUUGGAGUUGAUCUAAAACAGUUAGAGAUGAAGGCAAGACACUUGUGCCACAGUUUACAUCAAUGCUACAAAUCGCUGAACAUGUCUGUAGUAUCAUUAAAUGAGUGAUACAGAAAAUACUUGAGAGGAGAAGUGGGUAUAAGGUAGUCUCACUUCCUGCAGAUGUUGUUUUCAUUCCAUUAUUUAUUGUUCUUCCUAGUUCACACAGGUGUUUUUUCAGCCAGGAGGUAUUUCAGGUUAUUGCUGUUCACACAUGCAGCUCACCUUGGAAAUUUCAGAGAGUUUUCAGGAGGAGUUUGCAUGUCUUAAAAGGGCUAGAGUAAAAUUAUAGGAGGAAGAAGAUGCAAAUUGCAACACGCAAAGGUACAAAAACCACACAGUGGAGUUACUCCGAUCUCUGCUCGCCCCUGUGCGCUUUAACAACCAGCUUUAGGUUUAAAUUCUCCAGUUUUAAGAUGUUGAAUUAAACAUACGCAUUGAUUCAGCUCCUUCCCUGCAGAGAAACACCACGUACAGUUUAUUUUAACACUGAGAGCUGGAUCUCAGUGCUGCCGGCAGCUGACAGAAGUGAUGGAGGUGAGAUGUGGUUCCUCACACAGCUCUGCGACAUUCCUCAACGCAGCUGAGAGAUGCCUCCUGCCGCUGAUAUUUUAUCACUACUGUAUGCUAGAGUUGGUUCAAAGUUUUUAAUGUGGGACCACCUGCUGUCUAGCAAAGAAAUGUGUUUUUUUUGUGAAAAUACAAAGUGGUAUAGUGAAAAUUCAGGCAGCUAAUAGCUGUUUCUCACCCUCUCUGCAGGUGUUCUUCAAAGAGAUUUUCCUCUACAUUCUCGAGACGUCGACAAGCUCCUACGACCACAAAUGGAUGGUCAUACAAACCCUCACUAGAAUAUGCGCAGGUUUGUGUCCCUGUAAUCCAAUCUACUUUUUUAAAACAUAUGUAUGAGUUAAAGAGAAGCAACUAAUACAGAUAAACCUGCUCGUCUGGGCUAAAUAUUCUUAAACAUCUCAGUUUAAAUAGAGCUUCUGGUUAUUUGAGUUUUAAUUAUUACCCUCCACAUGUGUGUCUUGUCUGUCUCUGUCAGAUGCCCAGAGUGUGGUGGACAUCUACGUGAACUAUGAUUGUGACUUGAAUGCUGCUAACAUAUUCGAGCGGUUGGUCAAUGACCUCUCGAAGAUUGCACAGGGUCGUGGAGGCCAUGAGCUCGGCACGACACCAUUACAGGUAAUACUUUAACUUUUGGCACCCUUUUAUCUCUAAUAAAUAAAUCAUUUCUUUUGACAUUUGAAGACAUUUUGAUUUCUUUUUAUGUUCCAGGAGCUGACUCUGAGAAAGAAAGGCCUUGAAUGUUUAGUUUCCAUCCUGAAAUGUAUGGUAGAGUGGAGUAAAGACCAAUACGUCAAUCCCAACUCCCAGACCAGCCUUGGUAAGACACUAAUGAAAAUGAAUAGAAGGUGGCUCUAAUUCCCAGCUUUAAUUUGGAUGGUACUUAUUAAACAGCUUUUCUGACUUUCACCAUAAAAGUUCAGAUCAAUGUUUUCUGCUCUGCGGGGACUCGAACUGAACUGUUAAAAAGUGUGCAUUCAAGAUGAGCCUGCCAAGGUUAAAAGCAGCCUUUCUCCCGAUCAGCUCUGUUUUUGGCAGCAGUUUAUCAUCCAGGUUAACUGGGGUUAAAGAUAAAGCUCACAUCCCUCAACUCAGUUGGCUGCGAUCAGUCGUGGGACUGACGGUUGGCAUUCAUCAGCUACGACUCUGAGGGGGAAGCGAGCAUCCAUCAGCUCAACUCCUGCCGGAGGAGGCAGUGAGAUAAAGCCCACAGGGUCAGGCUGAAACAGGAGGCUUAGUCUUACACAGAGCAACACCUGAAGACAAACUGAACAUCUACAACAUACAGCGUUCAUCCUGUGUGCGUGUGACUGAACCCUUGGUCAACGGCACAGCAGAGGACUGUGUUGAUUUCCAAAAAGAGGAGCUCACACCAGGAAACUAGUGUAACUUUGUAAAAAGGCUGGAAAGAUAAGCCCUCGGAAAUAUCUAUAGGCUAGCCUGGGGCUGAGCUGUCAGGGCUAACUAGCAGAGUCAGAUGUGUUUGCUCGCAGGGGUUUUAUCCUGCCAGAACUAAAAAAAAAAAAAACCUAAUCUCAUCAGUAAUCUAGCGGGACAUCUAAAUUUGAAUUUUUAAUGUUAGAUUUGUGCUGCUGGCUGCGGGGGACUCAAACUAAGAUCAUUUUCAUCCUUGUUUGUUGACAUGCUGUAGACUAAAUUUCAAAACAUUUGAUAAUGUCAGUAAAAGAUGACAUCUUUGACUUGUUUGUCCUUGUUUUCUUCCCUUUUUUCAUUUCAAAGCAAGAGCAGGUAAAAACUAGACGAGAGAACGUGUUGCUGUGAUUUAGAUUUAGAAGAUCUGGUGCUAGUCUUGCAUUAUAUACCCUGUUUGUUAUGAAUUUUGCUGUUAAUAGCAUCCAAAACUAGGAAUGGAUUUAGUUAAACUAAUGUAGAAACAGAUGCCAUGUGGGUUAAACUGCCGGUUUGUAUGUUUGUGUAACUGUAAAAAGAGUUUAACAGCCUGAAUCUUUGGUUUAUUCCCCGUCCUUCCCCUGUAUUCCUCCUCUUUUGCCUCUCUGCUCUGUAACUCUAACUCAUAGAAGCUCAGCUCAUGUUACUGUGACACCGUCCUGAAUGUUUUAACAAGUUUCCGAUUAGUAAUCAGACGCCCGGCCGAGCUCGAGGUUUCAGCUGCUCCAGCUGAGCUCGGCUUGGCAGGGUUCAAAAACCACCUUUUUUUGGCCUGUAAGUUUUUGGCUGCUUCCUCUCUGACCGUCUGGAGCUUUUUAGAUAACCUCAAGCGCUGCCUUGCACCUGCUCUGUUGCGAAUAACUGUGUAUUUUUGCAGACUUUGGUCUUUUGUGCAUGUGAGUAACGUGCAUCCCCUCCCUGCUAGCAACAAUCAUUAAGAAGCCCUCAGGGUCAUUUUGUUCUGUGCUGCAUUUUCCUCUUUCAAUUACACGAGCCUCUCUCCUGAAGCAAAAGAUUGAAGUUGGUUCCCUGUUUAAGUCUCCAGGCCGAGUUUGUGCCAGCAACACACUUUGAAUUAAAAUUCUCACCUUUGUGAUGGUUUCAGGCGCCCACUUUGAGCAGUGCAGAUAGAAAUACUUGUUAUUUCCGCUCAUCUUUCUUCGCUCCUGGGUUGUCUCAUCUUGAUGAUUUCACUCGUUAGGUCAAGAGAAGCCAUCAGAGCAGGAGAGCACAGAGACCAAGGCCCAGGAGACCAUAAACCGCUAUGGAAGCAUUAACUCUCUGGACUCUACAGCAUCGUCUGGUAUCGGCAGCUACAGCACACAGAUGUCCGGCACUGACAACCCAGAGCAGUUUGAGGUCCUCAAACAGCAGAAGGAGAUCAUCGAGCAAGGCAUCGACCUGUACGUUUUUGUUACAUUUGCAUAUCAGUUUCAUUCUGUCUUUUCUCAAUGCAAGCUACAGUGUUUUUUUUAUCUCUAUCUGCAGUUUCAACAAGAAACCAAAGAGAGGAAUCCAGUACCUUCAAGAGCAAGGCAUGCUGGGGACAACUCCAGAGGAUCUUGCACAGUUUUUGCACCAGGAAGAGAGGCUUGAUUCAGUAAGAAAUUACUCUCACCUCAUUUAGUUCAGGAUUUUUCGUUUACAUUCAUCCUAGUGUUUUUCAGCUUCUGGUUUGUCUCCUUCAUGUCUUAACAAUACAUUAUAGACCCAGAAACUUUGGUCUUACUUGCCAUGACAGACACAAAACGGCUCAUCCAUCUCCAGCUGCUUUAUUUGGCUUUGACUGAAAAUAAGCGACUAGAAGCUAAAAAGAAAAAGCAGAAUUCUUGGCUAACAAACAAGUCAGUGUUUUGUUCCAUGUACUGGAUAGUCAGACCAAACAGAAGCCACCUAAUAACUUUAUUCCUGUUGGACGACAUGAAACAGCGACCCCGGCCCUCAAAAAGAGCCUUACAAGCAGCGUGAAUGUUAACACUAAUGAGCAGCACACUCCGCCUUGAUUGGACGGCCUCGAGGGUGUCUGCGCGGGGUAGUAAUCAGCGUUAAAGAGCUUUCAUAACAUCUUAUUAAAAAUGAGAGUCCUUGGAUGCAGUGGCAUUAAAACAGAGUCAAAAAAUGAAAGUCUAACAUGUAUUUACCUCAUCCACACUAGAUCAGAGGCUCUUGUAAAGCUCUACUGGAACAUACAAGUGGUGAAAACACAGAAACAUAAUCUUCCUUUUACUGUUUUAAUCAAUUUUCCUUCUUUUUAUGAGAGGAGUGCAGGCUGAGUUCAGUCACUUCAAACCAGUGAUUAAGAAGAAAGCAUACUUUUGGUUCUUUCAGCAGGAUUUUCAAACUUUCUGCUGUAAUUGUCUGAGUUACACUGUGGUAUUUCAAAAUAAGCCUCACCUCUACUCUGCUAGACUCAAGUGGGAGAAUUCCUCGGAGAUAAUGAUCGCUUCAAUAAAGAGGUGAUGUACGCCUACGUGGAUCAAAUGGACUUCCAGGGCAAAGACUUUGUUUCUGCACUACGUAUGUUCCUCGAGGGCUUCAGGCUCCCUGGAGAGGCCCAGAAGAUCGACCGGCUCAUGGAGAAAUUUGCUGCAAGAUAUCUUGAAUGCAAUCAGGGGUGAGUUUACUUCCCUUUUUUUGAAUAUUUUGACAUUAAAAGUAGGGCCGGGCGAUAUUGCUUCUAAUGAAUAUAAAGAUAUAUUGAGGAGUUCACCUCAAUAACAAUAAAUGGACGAUAACUACUCCACAAGCUGCUCACCCCCUCCUACAUUAACUUCGUCUGCCUCAGCCGCCGUUACAACUUUUGAACCGUCCUCCAUCUCCUCACCUGUCUUUCCCUCUUUGUUAUGGACUGGAUGGGGUGGAGUCAUGCCUCUGACAUAGGACAGCAUCUUCAAGAGACAUGAGACCAUAGCCUACCUACACACAUCCAAAACCAACUUUUAUUACCUCCGCCAAGGAGGUUAUGUUUUCGGUAGCGUUGGUUUGUUUGUCUGUUAGCAACUUUACGGAGAAAGUUGCGUUAAGUUUUGCAUUUAACUCUCUAAAAAUGGCCAGAGUCUUUAGUAAAAAAUGACACAAAAGGAUCUCAAUGAGUUUUAUGAGGUGUCAAAGGUUGAUCCUGAUCCAGACAAAAUUCCGGAUACUGUGAUCCAGAACACACAAAAAUAAGGGUGUCGUUGGAAUUUUCAAUGCUGAAAGAUAACCAGUGGGCGGUACAGUGGUGUAGUGGUUAGCACUGUCGCCUCACAGCAAGAAGGUCCUGGGUUUGAAUCCGGGUCAGGGCAUUUCUUGUUUUAGGAACAUUAUGAACAGUGAACAUACCAGUUUAAACACAAAUAAACAUUAAUAAAAGACACAUAACAGUAAAAGUUUUGCUGUGAAUCACAAUAUAAGGGGGGGACAUGAGCUGCUUGGUGGAGGUCUGCGCUCUCCGAGUGCUUUUCUAGUUUGUUUAUUUUUUUGAGACAAAAAUAUUGACAUGGGCAAAAUGGGGUCCGUUAUAGUCGAAAAUAUUGGUAUCGAUAAAUUUUCGGUUUAUCGCCCAGCCCUUAUUAAAAGAGCUAAGUCUGAAUUUUUGUGGCCCAUGUUUGUGUUUCACUUCAUGCAAUCUGUCUUUCCCUUUCCUCUUGUUCUCUUCAAUUUUCAGGCAAACCCUCUUUGCCAGUGCUGACACCGCGUACGUCCUUGCCUACUCAAUCAUUAUGUUGACAACAGACCUUCACAGUCCACAGGUAAGCGCUUCACCUCAACAAGGAAAACCUCUUUUGGGAAAACAUUAUUGCGGCUGUCAUUCCCCCAGACCAGCAGCUUCUGACCCCCCAUCCUUGUCGUUGUCUGCUUAGGUGAAGAAUAAGAUGACAAAAGAGCAAUAUAUCAAGAUGAACCGAGGCAUCAACGACAGCAAAGACCUACCUGAGGAAUACCUCUCAGCCAUCUAUGACGAGAUCGCGGGGAAAAAGAUCGCAAUGAAGGAGACGAAAGAGCUCACCAUGAAGUCCAACAAGCAGAGUGAGUCUCGCUGCUAAGGGAGGUCUCAGAGAUAUAUAUAUAUAAACAAAUAUGACAGUUUGACAGCACCAUCUCCACAGAAAUGAAAAACAGACGGUAGAGAACUCUUUGGAAUAUAAAGUUUUGGAAAGAAAUAAUGCAGAGUGUUUCAGAUUAUUUUGAUUUUAUGCAAAAAAAGACAAACACUGAAAAGCUUUAGAUGGAGACACAAAGGGUUGAGAAUUGGGUGGAUAUAAUACAGGAUACACACAAUGAGAAAAUUGAAAUUCUCUGCCAUGUUGGAACUGGACAAACGGACAAAAGAGGAUCCUUUAUGAAGUUCAGAGCAGCCUAUUACUGAGAUAGGGUGCAGCUUAUCUAUGUGCAGCAUCUGAAAAAGCCAGUACUGUGUUUGGAAAAGCUCAGACUGUGUUUUUGUUCGUGCUUUGCUCCUCAUUCAGGUGUGGCCAGUGAGAAGCAGAGGCGUUUGUUGUACAACGUGGAGAUGGAGCAGAUGGCUAAGACAGCAAAGGCUCUGAUGGAGGCUGUCAGUCACGUCCAGGCUCCCUUCACCAGCGCCACACAUCUGGAACACGUCAGGCCCAUGUUCAAGGUAGACAGGCGGACACACACACACACACACACACACACUCACUAUUUAGUUUUGCUCUUCUGCUCAUCUGUCUGUUUUUUCCUCAGCUGGCAUGGACCCCCUUCCUGGCUGCUUUCAGCGUGGGGCUUCAGGACUGUGAUGACACUGAGGUGGCCUCGCUGUGUCUCGAGGGAAUCCGCUGUGCCAUCAGGAUAGCGUGCAUCUUCUCCAUCCAGGUACUGCGGUCUAAACUAGCAGAGAGUUGUCUUGCUGCUUCAGAUGUCGUACAUCAUUCUGACACACUGCCUUGUAUCUGCAACAGCUGGAGAGAGAUGCAUAUGUGCAGGCCCUGGCGAGAUUCACCCUGCUGACCGCCAGCUCCGGCAUCGCAGAAAUGAAGCAGAAGAACAUUGACACCAUCAAGACCCUCAUCACGGUCGCUCACACCGAUGGCAACUACCUGGGCAACUCCUGGCAUGAGGUUUGAGAUCUCAUUUCACUAAAAACUAUCCCUCAUUUGCUGUUUUUCCUCACAAGACCGUUCACUGUAUCAUCUCAUCUUAUCCGUCCUCCUCAUCUCUUCCUGUGCUGAUUCAAGCAGUGAACCACAAUUGGCUUUAUUCCUGAUGGGAUUAAUGUUUUUUAAGAACAACAUGAAACAAGCAAGAGCAGUCUCCUGUGGGUAACCGCUUUAAAAAGGAGUCUAAAAACAACAACACUGUGUUAAAAUGAUGCAGCGUUUGUUACUCUCUGGAUAAGCAGUAAAGAUUUGCAGCUGUAGCUUCCUGGAAUAGAUGCCUCACCCCAGAUGACCUAUUUGAAAUCUAGUGUUUUCUGAAGAUGAAAAAUCACGCAGUCAGAAGACUUUUUUUUAUGCCACAUACUCCAAUCUAAUGUUUUGACUCAGUUUUCGUUUGUUUUGUUUAUUUCCUAACUCAUGUCAUGUUUCUGUCUCGUGUGCUCCUUUUCCUCUGACAGAUUAUGAAGUGCAUUAGUCAGCUGGAGCUGGCUCAGCUGAUCGGUACGGGGGUGAAGGCACGCUAUAUCUCAGGGACGGUGCGAGGCAAAGAGGGCUUCGUGACAAGUACAAAGGAGCAGAACAGCGAUGAGUAUCUUGGACUCGGUCAGCAUGACUUCAUUACUACAGUGAAUUAGCCCAAACUACAAUGACUUCUAACUGUGAUGCACAUCCUUAGACUCCUAACCUCUUUAUUUGUUUUGCUCUGUAGUUGGAGGGACUGUGGAUAGAAAGCAGAUUGCCAGCAUUCAGGAGUCCAUCGGAGAGACCAGCUCCCAGAGUGUAGUGGUGGCUGUCGACAGGUACCGCAGACGUCAGGAAUUCAUUAAUUCGAAUUCAUUAGGCGUACAGGGAGAUGGUUUCUCACUUUUGUGAACUGACAUUUUAAGAUUUAUUAUGAAUCCAAAACCAAUUUUAGCGCAUGUGUCUCUUUGGGUUACUAAUUGACAGAAUUUUGGUUCUUCCUGACUUUUCUCCAAACUGUUUUAUUUCAGCUCUGUAACUUCUGACCUACCUGCAGUCGUAUAUUUCAAAAUAAAAGCACACAGUUACAAUGCAGGAAAUGAAGCAAUUAAACAGUGAAGUACAUCAAAAUAACAGCAUGACAAACAAUUGUUUUAUGAGGCAUUGUCUUCUCCAGAGAAACUUCAGUCACAGAGCCACUGAUGUGGAUAAAUCCCUAAUUUGAAAUUUAAUUUAAUUUAAUUUAUUUUCCAUUAACAUCAUGAUAAUAUUGUUAGAUUAUAUGUUAUUACCACCACAAUCAUGAGGUGAAAGUCUUAUAUCAUGACAGUCCUGUGACAAACAGAUGCCGCAAGAGUAAAGAUAAAGCUCAGAAUAUUUAAAUAUCAGUACAUUUUAGUGCACCUUUGUUUAAUCACUUUUACUUCUUGAUUUAUGUUCAUUUUCUCGCUCUUUUAUUUCUGUGCCUCAAGCUGUACUUCCAACAUCCGCCUGAUUUAAUUUUAGGGUUAUGGUACUAAAGUCGUUUCCAGCUUUUAGAUGCAGAUAGAAAGGAUAGACAGAAAUGUUUUGUACAUUAUGCAGAGUUUCACUGAACAGAUUGUACUUUUUUCUUUUUGAAUUGUUAAAAUAUAUUGAUGAGGAGAAAACCUUGACAUCUGCUUUCACUCUGAGUUUUUAAAGUCAUAUUUAAUGAUAAAUUUCCAACUCAGUGCAGCACACUCAGUCUGUUUUUUAUUGACAUGUAUUUUUCCCCUUGCAGAAUAUUCACUGGUUCUACCAGACUGGACGGCAAUGCAAUAGGUGAGUGAAGUUUUUGGCGCUUCAUGCUGUUGUGUUCUUCUUUUUACAGCGAGGACAGGUGCAUUCAGGCUAUUUCUGAUCACUGUGACUCACUUUGCCUGAACAAAGCAAUCUUUUCUUCUCUUAUUGGAAACGUCUUGUCUAUUUUUUUUUUUCAGUUGAUUUCGUGCGCUGGCUGUGUGCUGUGUCCAUGGAUGAGCUGGCCUCGCCCACACACCCACGUAUGUUCAGCCUGCAAAAAAUAGUGGAGAUCUCCUACUACAACAUGGGCCGCAUUAGGCUGCAGUGGUCCAGGAUCUGGGAGGUUAUUGGAGACCAUUUCAACAAGGUGGGUGAGGAUUCUGGAGAUGUAAUGCCAUGAAGCUGAACCGUAUUUUUAAGAAAUAAAAAAAACAGUGUAGAUAUAGAUUUAUUUAUGUCUAAUAGGUAGGAUACUUUACAACCUUAUAAGCUGUGAAUCUUGAGGAUUAUCUUCCCCCGUUUAGAAGAGACUGAAUAAGCAGCAAGAAAAUUUUUAUUUCUCACCUACUUUCUGUUUUUUUUUACUGAAAGAUGACUACACUCUCUAAAAACCAAAGAGAAGUUGUCAGGGAAGCUUUUUACUAGUGUGAUUUUCAAGGAGAAAUGUCAGACUGGCACUUUUCACCAAGUAGCUCAAAUCUGAAUGGAACGGCAAUGAUGAAGUGAAUCCUUUCAAAAAAUCAUCUUUAAUCAUGUUGAAGUAAACAAAACAAAGCACUCCUUCUAUCUAGAGGGGUUUAGGUCACCUGUUGGAUCUAAAAACUUGCAAAAGAUAAAAAGUUCAAAGAAAAAAAUUGUGUUUGUCUUUUUGCGCAGGUUGGCUGUAACACAAAUGAAGACGUGGCGAUCUUCGCUGUGGACUCUCUCAGACAGCUGUCCAUGAAGUUUCUGGAGAAGGGAGAGUUGGCCAACUUUAGAUUCCAGAAAGAUUUUCUACGACCUUUUGAGCACAUCAUGAAAAAGAACAGGUAGAGAGACAACAAUGUACAGGAUGAUGUAUUGUGAGCAGGUGGUUAAAUGGAGAAACAUCACAGUGCAGAUCUGUAGUAUUGGCCCACACACUCACUCGCAGUAGUUACUAUUUCUAGGCUGUUUCGCCUCUCCACCUCUGUAUCAGCUCAUCUGCUCUUCAAGCUCCUUCUCUCCGUCUUGGUCUCUCUCUCUCUCUCUCUCUCUCUCUCUCCUCUUUAUCUUUCUUAAAGCAGUGAGUAAGCAUGUUGUCUAGUUUUUGGCUCAAAAAAGCAGCAGGCAAACAUUUGAGUGACCCAUUUCAGUCUGUUUGCAUUAUGCCUUUCAGUGAAUUCAUGUAAAAGCUUUUUUCUCCACCCCCCCUCCUUGCUCUUUCCUAGACGUUUUUGAAUGAAUUUGAGCAGCUUUCAGUUUUAAAUGAGUUUGAAUCUGGCUCGUGUAAAUGUCUGCGUGCAGCACGUCAAAAGGCAAGCUGUUUCACUGCAGCACCCUUUUUUUCAUUCAUGUGAAAGAGAAGUAGCAGUGUAAGUAUAAAUCCACCCACAGACUGAACAGGCUGAGAGCUUCCACAGAGAGGAGAUGGCAGGCAGCCAUGUAAACCCUGCAGCGCAGUGUGUCCAUUAGACUCUCUCAUGCUGCCUUCCUCUGUGCGGUUUGUGUGUGUGUGUAGCUGUGUGUGCAAAACUAAAUGGAGGCAGAGUUUUUCUCUCAUUCACAACUACAGAGCAAUUAGGAAAGCUCUUCACUAUGGCAACAGUUGCUGCAAAAAUCUGUUGUGCAGAGAAUAGCCAGAGUUGGGAGAAUAAAUCUGACUGAGAAUGAAACUGAGGAUGUUUAAAAAAACCUUUCAAAGAUGAUUGACACUCAUAAAGAGGUCACUUUUGUUCUUUUUCAACUAACUUGCCUCACCUCACCCUUCCUAGUGCUUCUCUUUCUAGUUUUUUUUCCACUUAAAUAUGUUUUUAAUCCCUGUUUUCUCCUUCUCUUCUUGAGUGAAUGAGUGUUCUAUUGCGAACAUGCAAUAAAUAAUCAAAACAGAAUAUAGGACGUAACCAAACACAUGCACACCAUAAAUAAAAGAAAAACAAAGACUGCUGGCAACAACCUGCAUGUGUAGCCGAGGAAAGGAGUAGGAAGAAGUUUACACUACUUUAAUCCUACCCCUUUAAUCAACAGUUCCUAUAGUGAUAUUUUAAUAUACACAUAUACAUAAACAUCAUACACGUCUAUACAUAAAUAUAUGUAUACUAUACUUACAAAUACAUACACAAACAUAUACCACAAUAUGUGCACAUAUAUCUACAUAUACACAGUUUGUUUUUUAUAACUGCCAUUACCACCCUGGGUCAAACUACUGCUUUUCAUACCUAUAUUUGUUUAAUAGUUGUGCUUUGAAUAUUCUUUUGUUCCAUAAUUUAACUCAUUUGUCUCACAUCCAGAUCUCCCACCAUCAGAGACAUGGUCGUCCGCUGUAUAGCCCAGAUGGUUAACUCCCAGGCAGCAAACAUCCGCUCAGGCUGGAAGAACAUUUUCUCUGUCUUCCACCUGGCUGCUUCGGACCAGGAUGAGAGUAUCGUAGAGCUGGCCUUUCAGACCACCGGACACAUCGUCAGUAAGUCCAGCGCACACUGACACACAUGGUUGCAGUAGUAGUCCUGUGUUUGUAGUUUGUGAGAGGCAGAGAGUGCUUAAGGGGGAUACAUUUGUCUCCAUCUUUCUUCACAUCUGUCUUCAUCUACCCCUUUACUCUUCUGCUGUCUUCUCUUUCUAUCCGUCUCCCAGCGAAUGUAUUUGAAAAGCACUUUGCGGCCACCAUCGACUCCUUCCAGGAUGCUGUUAAGUGUCUGUCCGAGUUUGCCUGUAAUGCCUCCUUCCCGGACACCAGCAUGGAAGCCAUCCGCCUCAUCCGCCACUGCGCCAAAUAUGUGUCCGAGAGACCACAGGUUAGCGUCAGAACAAACAAAUUCUGUGUAUUUAAACGCCCAAACUGUGAAUUUUAUUCCGUAGUGGAUGAAUGAACAAUGAAUAUUGUUGAAAGAGUAUAUGUGUGCAGCUAAAAACGCUCGGAGCAAAGCUUUCGCUGUCAUUAAUUUCUCGCCUUUGACAUCAUAAAAUCCAUGCAUCAAGAGAGCGUAAAAACACUGUGUGGUUAUAAUUCAUGCAAGAACAUGGACACCAUUCAUGCAAAUGUGUUUCAGAGCUAAGCAGGAAAAUUCUCCCCCGAGGCAGAUGGUACAGUGUUUCUUGUUUGUCUGGCAGGCCUUCAAAGACUACACCAGUGAUGACAUGAAUGUAGCGCCUGAGGACCGAGUGUGGGUGCGGGGGUGGUUCCCCAUCCUCUUUGAGCUCUCCUGCAUCAUCAACAGGUGUAAGCUGGAUGUCAGGACCAGGUAGGAGGGGUUUACUGUGAGCCUUACACUGCAGGCCUCAGAUAGUUAGCAUCAUCAAAGACCUAAAAGUUGACAUUUCAGCUCCCUUUUUUGUUGGACAUACAAUAUCGUCAGGAUAGAGAAGGUUUCGAAGCAUGUAAUAAUAAAGCAAAUGUCAGCUCUCGCAACUCUGAAAGGCCAAAUUUGUGUGUGUGUGUGUUUCCUUUCCUCAGGGGGCUGACGGUAAUGUUUGAAGUAAUGAAGACAUACGGGCACACGUUUGAGAAACACUGGUGGCAAGACUUAUUCAGGAUUGUCUUCAGGAUCUUUGACAACAUGAAGCUGCCGGAGCAACAGACUGAGGUGCACAGCAAAACACCUUUUCAUAUCUGCUUUUAUUUAGUGUUGGAGAGAGAAGCAAGUGGAAAAUAUCUCACCAAACUUGUUUUGAACCCUCAGAAAGCAGAGUGGAUGACCACCACCUGCAACCAUGCACUUUAUGCCAUCUGUGACGUCUUCACCCAAUACUUUGAGUCCCUCAGUGACGUCCUGCUGGAUGAUAUUCUCGCUCAGCUCUACUGGUGUGUGCAGCAAGGUAAGCAGAAUACAUGUUAUAACCUCCUCCUGUCUGUGUCCUUGCUUUUGUUUUACUCUAAAUGUCUGAUAAAUGAAAUUCAGGGUUGUGAAAUCUUGAGAUCUGGUUUUGUGUGUGGUGGUAUGAUCCAGAUUAGAGCCUUUUAAGUGCAGCACCAAUACAAGUUCUGCUUAUAAAAAAGAUGAAGGUCAAGCAAAUGUGUUUCACAUUUUUAGUUUUAUUUUAAGUUUAUAAAAGGCAUAAAUCUCAGCGGACUCUAAACUCCGCUUUUUUGUCUCCCCCUCCUCCUCCUCCUCCUCCUCCUCCUCCUCAUCCUCCUCAUCUGUGCCCCUGAAGAUAAUGAGCAACUUGCCCGUUCAGGCACAAACUGUCUGGAGAAUGUGGUCAUCUUGAACGGGGAGAAAUUCUCCCUUGAGACCUGGGACAAGACGUGUAACUGCAUGCUGGACAUCUUCAAGACCACCAUCCCACACGCGUAAGCUCUAAACCACUGUCGAUAACAACCAGCUGUAGACAAAGUCAGAAGAAUAAUUUCGACGUGAGCUGCAUCACUCUCUACUUAUUAAAGCAAAGCAAACUGACUUUUGAGGAAAUUCAUUAUCAGUCAGCAAACACUCAACAUGGCGUGGAGGAUGUCCGAGCUCAGACCAUUUUCUAGCCUGUUGUUUUUCAUUCUGUCUAAGACUGAAUGUGAUUUACUGAGUAAACUGUUUUUCAGGCUGUUAACAUGGAGACCAGCAGGAGCGGAGGGAGAACACUUGACAACACAGAGCCUGUCAGACAAACAGCUGGUGAGAAAAAUCAUUACUUUUCUCAAUAGCAUUCACUCUUUGCCGUAUUUGUUAAUUCUGUUUGCAUAUUGCUUUGACAGUUUUUAUUUCCAAGACUGAAAAUGUUUUCCUCUGUUAGACAGACAUCUUUUCUUUUACAUAAUUAAUGUUCCUGUACUGUGUUAGCCAACUUUAAAGCACUCUUUCUAUUGUGAUUCUUCUCAGGACUCCAUUUCCCAGAAGUCUGUGGAUAUUCAGUCUCGCUCUGACGACCAGCACUCUAUCAGCAGUUCCGACAGGGUCACCAUGGAGAGCCGUCGGCAGAGUCAGUAUGGUUCAGCCUCAGGCAUGUUGGAGGACGGCUCCAGGAGCAGGACCCCAACAAGUGAGCCUGUCACUUUAAACAAAGACUCACAAAUUAUGAGUGUGUGUGUUUUUGUGUUCUGAUGGUCGUCUGUCUGUGUGUUUCCCACAGAGGUUCAAGAGCAGCGUUUGUUCGCGGCUCUGCUGAUAAAGUGUGUGGUGCAGCUGGAGCUCAUCCAGACGAUUGAUAACAUCGUGUUUUUCCCUGCAACCAGUAGAAAGGAGGAUGCUGAGAACUUCGCUGCAGCUCAGGUACGAACAAAAGAACCAUAUUUCUAAUGUUGGUCUGAGUUAACAUUUCAAACAUCUCCUCUACUUGGAUCUACUUUUUCAUCAUUCUGCGCUGCAAGACUAAAGAUGAAAACACUCUUGUGUCUGUGUAAAGCGAGAUGCAGCGUAUGCAGCAGACGUCCAGGUGGAGACCCAGGACCAGGGCAUGUACCGCUACCUGACCUCAGAGCAGCUCUUCAAGCUGUUGGACUGCCUGCUGGAGUCACACCGCUUCGCCAAGGCCUUCAACUCCAACAAUGAGCAGAGGACUUUACUGUGGAAAGCAGGUAAGGCAAAAAUGAGUCAGACUGUGAUAGGCACUCUACCUACAGUUGUGGUUCGGGUAGUGGUACAGAAAUAUUUUUAAGAGCCGUGAGUUAAACUGCGUCCAUCUGUUUGUGUCUGUGUUCAAGGUUUCAAAGGAAAGUCAAAGCCCAACCUGUUGAAGCAGGAAACAAGCAGCCUGGCGUGUGGCCUGCGCAUCUUAUUCCGCAUGUACACGGACAAGAGCAGACAGAACGCCUGGGAGGAGGUCCAGAGACGGCUGCUCAAGUAAGGAAUACUCAUGCGAUGCUUCUCUGUUCCUCUGAAACAGCUGAUGGAGUAAAAUCCUACAAACUCAUCCACCUCCAGUGACAUCAAAUAUGACUCUCAUCUUGUGGAGGGUACUUAAAGGGAUAUUCCGGAAUAAAAUUAAGUUAGGGUCAAACACAAUGUAACACCGAGUUAGACACCCCCUCGAGAGAUGAAUGUAACCGACCGCUUGCUUCUCUAGUUAUACCAACUUUAGUCUGAGGAGCCAUAAACAAACCUCAACCAAAACGCCACUCUACAGCCACAAAUGUGGGGUGACGCAGCUCAAGGAAGAACAUUUAUGAUCAUUUAUUCAUGGAAAGGCAAUCAGACCGAGACACUAAGGCAGAAGAACUACCGCAUCUGCAGUGCAAAAUGAUUAAUAUGAUGAUUAUUACUUAAAGGAAAUGAUAAAGAAAUGAUCAUAAAUGUUCUUCCUUGAGCUGCGUCACCCCGCAGCAGUCAAUGGACUCGCCCGGAGGUCUCGCUACAAACAAGCGGCUGCUAGAAGAGAGUAGAAGAGUUAUGUUUAGUCUCUUGGCUAAAGAAAUCAGGCCAAGUUAAAAAGAUAUUUGGUGUCUAGUACUGUGGCUAGGACCCUAUAUGUACUGUUGAUAAAGUUAGGUGCUGUUCUGAGCAUUAUUUAUGGCUAUAGAGUGGCGUUUUGGUUGAGGUUUGUUUAUGGCUCCUCAGACUGCUGUGUAUUGCUAUCGUGUGGUGGUUACUAAAGUUUGUAUAACUAGAGAAGCAAGCAGUCGGCAACAUUUAUCUCUUGAGGGGGUGUCUAACUCGGUGUUACGGUGUGUUUGACCCUAAAUUAAUUUUACGCCACAGAUGCGAUUAGAUAAAAAAGGGUACUUCCUUUCAGUUUUGGUGCAUGGCCCAUACACAGAGGUUGUGAUCCUCACGCAGAGUGCCUGAGUUUGAUUCCAGUCUGUUGCUUCUUUCCUUCACAUUACUCCAGGCUCUCUCUCCCAAUUUCCAGCCUUAUUUGCUGUCCAAAAAGCUCCAAAACAAAUCAUUUUCUAAAAUCGCUUAGAUAAAAAUGCCAUCACUUCUUCAAUUUCUUCCAUUACUUUCUACCCCACUGUUUUCCAAACUUGAUAAUAAACACUAGAUGAGGAUAAAGAGGGUGGGGCUGCUGUGUGCAGUGUUGUCAUAUGGUAGGUUCAUGACAGCUCCUCAGUCAGCUCCUUUCCUAUCUGUUUUUUUUUUUUUUUUCUGGCGCAUGACGAUCAUUAUUUCACUCCGCCCUUCUUUUCGUUGUUCGUGAGUACAUAAAUAUGCGCUCCGAGCUGAGGGGCAUUUUAUCGGUCAUGACACGGCUAAACCCAAAUCCUCUCUCACACAUUCACUCUCACCCUCCAACGUGUUAAUAUAAAAAUCACGCCGCUCCAGGCGGAACUGUCAGUACUGACCUCAUAGGAAGGAGAAAAUAAAACGAGCGUGUGAGGAGAAGAAAAAGAAGAAGAAGAGGAGGAUGAUUUGAUGUCACUAUCAGCACACACAGCAGAGAAAUACACACACUGGGUAGUUCUCCGAUACAGACGUCGUAUGCUGUAAGGAAUGAGCGCACUGAUGUUUCAUUGUUCACUCAGCACUGCUGUCAUCCCUGCGUCUUUAUCCAGAGUCUCACAAACAGCCCUCACCCUUUUUUUUUCUCCCCCUGCUAUCUCACCCUGAGAUCAAUGAUAAUAUCAGGAUAAAGCAGAGCCAUUGUCUGUCUCCACCACUUGCAUUCAUUAUUACAGGGAAGAUUAUAAAAAGAACCUGAAGGAAGGGUGAGGAUAACGACCCAGAAAUCCUAACUUGUGCAGACGUUUUGUGUCAUCAUGCCUUUCUUUUUAUUUCUGUCAUUUUUUUCCUCAAACAUACGCCAUCCUGUCAUCCAAGAGCAGAACAGGCACACGUUUUCAUCCAUGAAUUACACACACACACACACACACACACACACAUUACUGGAGGCUCUGUGCCAGGGUUGAUUAGCACAGGGUGCAAAGCAGAUUUUAGAGACGGUUAGGUCACCGUGAGGUGGAGGAAAAUGGAGCUGUGAAGGUAAAGGAGGUGGAGGAGAGAGGGAGGGGAAGAGGUGGCUAACAGAUGGUGUGAUGUCAGAGGAGAGCUGCAGGGUCGGAGAAGAGAGGUCAGAGGUCGUACGGGUUGUUAUCAAGCUCAGACUGGAGGAAAAAUCCGAGUUUUUUUGUUUGUUUGUUUGUCGUAGCUUCAUUCAGUGACUUUAAUUAGCAGAUGCUGAGCAAAGGCGGUCUGUCUGCAUCACAGUCCAGCAGUUUAGCAUGUGAUAAAUGAGGCGGGGAGGCAGAUGCUUCAAUACAGCAACACCUCACUGAACCACAAGACAACCAAGGGAUUUAUCUUUAUUUAUUUGUCCUUCAAUGCUUUUUUGUUCACAGUCAAUUUAAGGCUCUUCUUUAAUUUUGUCUCUGUUUGUUUGUUUUUUUUGUGCAGUGUGUGCAGUGAGGCUGUAGCAUACUUCUUGGCUCUGACCUCAGAGAGUCACAGAGAGGCCUGGACCAACCUGCUGCUGCUCUUCCUCACCAAAGUGCUGAAGAUCAGUGACGAAAGGGUAAAAAGACAAAUCUCUUGGCGCUAUUCCUGACCUAACGGGUGUGCAAAACUGUGUGUGUGGGCGUCCAUGAUGUUUUACAGUGAGGUCUGAAACACAAAAGUAUCAGCUCAGGUAGCUUUAUCAAAACACACUGGAGCAGAUCGGUCUCAUUGGCAGCCGGUUUUUAACACUUUCAGGCUGUUUAAAUGAAAAAAAGAGGGAUUCAAAAUAUCUUGAUCAGUUUGGAGUCGCCUCCUGCAAUUUUAAGUCCUUACAGGAGUUCAUUUCUCUUUAUUACACACUAUUUCUCUAUUACUCUUAAAUUACUUUAUUUACUUUUAAAGAUCAGCAUUUUAUUGGGAGGCUGUUUAGUCUGUUUGUGAGUCAUUUCUUUUAUUAACCACAGAAAAUCACAGUCUUUUUAAAGUUUUGACUCAAGCUGAGAGAAUUGAAGAGAGUUAAACUGAAUAAAAAGGAUGUUAAAGCACUAUUGUGUUUAUUUCACAACAAUAUAAUAAGCUUUGGAUGAUGCAUUCAACUCUAGAAGCCUAAAGUAGGUAAAGCUAAAAACCCGGUCUCUCUGCACUCUACCUUUGACCAAUUUUACCUUUUGAAAUGUCGUCAACUAGCCUUGCUUCAGAUAUCAUGUCAUAGUUCUGCGCACUAGUGUUACAGCGACAUGUUUUUUGUACCAGUGUUAUGACAACACGGAGGAAAAGCCUUCAGUAUCAGCACUUUUGGUUUGUCAUUGUCACUUCCUCACCGACCAAUCAAAAUGAAGAAAAUUCGAGACUGUGGCUAAAAGGAAACCAAACAGCCUGUUUUUUUUUAAGGUUAUAGUUUCUAGGUCGUUUCUUUGCUUGUCAUUUUUUACUGUUUCUUUGUAGCAUUACCUUGAACAAAACUUUAAUCAUGAAGAGCAUUUUGAACCGAUUUGACAGUCAGUACUGAGGAGAAAGAGAAAGACAAGUGCUGUGAAACAAUGUUUAUAACCUAGCAACUGUAAGCGCUGGUUCAAAGCGGUCUGAAUUUCAGGUUGCUUGCGGCGAAAAACAGGGAGUUGACGGUGAACAGACUCUUAAAUAACAAAAAGAGAUUAGAAGAGAGUGAUGCUGUUUUCAACUUAUGUCUGUUUUGUAUCUUAUAAUAAGCAAAUAAAUCAGAUUUUAGUUUCAUAAUCCUGUUUUCCAUUGGUUUGUCUCUCAUGCUCUUUGUCUGUCUGUCCUUCAGUUUAAGGCCCAUGCGUCCAGGUACUACCCUCUGCUCUGUGAGAUCAUGCAGUUCGACUUGAUCCCUGAGCUCCGGGCUGUUCUGAGGAAGUUCUUCCUGCGUAUUGGCCUUGUGUUCCACAUUGCACAGCUGCCUGAGCCUGAAGCAGAGCCUCAGCCAGCCUGUGUCUCACAAGAGGUGGAUGCAGAGGUGGCAGAGAUGGCAGAGGACGCUGGGGAGGAGGCCCAGUGA
Molecule: messenger RNA, 59904 nt
Organism: Xyrichtys novacula (pearly razorfish)
Lineage: Eukaryota; Metazoa; Chordata; Actinopteri; Labriformes; Labridae
Source: the annotation of a GenBank genome assembly